AUGGCGAUGACAGCCAUCGAGCCGGGGUCCUCCUCUGGGUCGGAGGACGAGGAGAAGCCGGGCUAUUUUGGCCUGGACGACAGCGACAUGGAUGAAUGGCUGGAGAGCAGCAGCGAGGGGUCACUCAGGGCGCUGGCCGUGGCGCGGCCCCCGCAGCUGAGCAGAGUGCUGACCGCCACUGUGUGGAGGGGCGCGCGCGAAAGCCCCAAUGGAGACGCCUGCAGACCCGUGCCCCCCAACAGGUGGGAUGUGGACACGGGCUGGUUUGAGACGGUGGCGCCUAACAAGCGCUUUGGCAGCUUUGUGGACGGAGUGGAGCUGUUUGACAACGCCUUCUUCGGCGUGCCGCAGCCCGAGGCCGUCGCCAUGGACGCGCAGCAGCGCAUCCUGCUGGAGGCCUCCUAUGAGGCCCUCCAGUUCAGCGCUCCCCGCGAGCUCUCAGGGGACGCUGCGAAGAAUGUGGCGGUGGCGGUGGGCAUUUCCUACACGGAGUACUACCUCAACUCCUCCCACCAGCCGAUGUCCGCCUACACUGCCACCUCUGGCACACUCUCCGUCGGUCCGAGCGUGAGCAUAGACACGGCAUGCUCAUCAUCGCUGGUGGGCGCGCAUCUGGCGUGCAGCAGCUUCCUGGGGCCGGCCUGCCCGCGCGCGCUCGUGGCCGGCGUCAACCUCACGCUGCGCGCCGAGACCACCGCCGUCCUCGCCAAGGCCGGCAUGCUCGCCCAGGACGGACGGUGCAAGACGCUGGACGCUGGCGCGGACGGGUACAUGCGCGGGGAGGCGUGCGUGGUGCACCUCCUCGAGGCCUUCGAGCCCGCUGAGCUGGCGGCGUGCCACCUGGCGCACGGCGCCCUCAUCCUGUACGGCACCGCCGUCAACCAGGACGGGCGCUCCAGCUCUCUCACGGCGCCAAAUGGCCCUUCCCAACAGCAGGUCAUCCGCGCGGCCAUGGCGGCCGGCGACACCGCGGCCGCGCAGCUGGAUAUCCUGGAGAUGCACGGCACCGGCACAGGCCUGGGAGACCCCAUUGAGGUGGGCGCGGCGUUCACGGUGCUGCAGGUCCCAAGAGAGGAGGCGGGUGGAGUGCCGCUGGAACUGCAGGCGGCCAAGUCGCGGCUGCUGCACACGGAGCCGGCGGCUGGCGCGCUGGGGCUGGCCAUGCUGGCGGCGCGUCUGCAGGGCAUGCCCUCCCACCACACCCUCCACCUGCGCUCCGUCAACCCCCACGUUGCUGCUAUCUUCCAGGGCUAUGCGAGCAAGGGAACCUCCAGGGGCUGGCAGGUGCGGCGGGCAGCCUCGGCCAUGCCGACCCGGGAGGGGGCGCGCGCAGGUGUCAGCUCUUUUGCGUACCAGGGCACCAAUUCCCACGUCAUUAUUGGCGGCACCUGCGAUAACCCGGCUCGUGUGGACCUGCGGCAGAGGCAGUGGCAGCGCCGAAGGUUCUGGUUUCAGGUGACGAGUCACCCUCUGCUGUCGAGCGUGCGGAGAGAGGCGUCGGGGCCGGCGGCGGUGGCGGUGCAGGCGCAGCUGGGGCGGCCGGCGGUGGGUUUCCUGUGGGACCACACCGUGCAGGGGCGUACCAUCCUGCCCGGCGCCGCCAUGUGCGAGAUGGCCGUGGCUGCCGGCAAGGUGCUGUUUGGCAUGGAGACGGUGGAGUGCGAGGUGGCGCUGACGUCAGCAGCCAUACCGGCUCCCAUGGUCCUCGAUCUUGGCUCCAGUCCAGUAGCUACCCUGCGAGUCAACGCCCAGACUGGCAUUGCCGAGGUUUUUUCUGGAGGCCAGCCAGCUGGCAGGCAGCUGCUGCACAUGCGCGGGCAGCUGUCCCAGACAUACACCCCUGCCCCACCCCUGACGCUGACUGGAGCAGCAGAUGACAGCUCAGCAGCAAUAAGGACCCCCGCAGCAGGUGAGUCGACGAGCCUUGGUAAGGGGCGGGGGGUCCUCGGUGACGGAGCGGCAGCGGGGGGACCGAGGAGCCAGAUCAGGCGGCCGGGGGUGGUUGCGGGGGUGGAUGCGCGGGGUGGCUGCGCCGAGCAGAGCUUCUGGGUGCACCCGACCGUCGCGGAUGCUGCCAUUCACGCCGGCGCGGCUCUCAGGGGCAGCGACCAGACCGGAAUGUUGGUGUCUGUCUCCAUCGGACAGUAUGGGCCUCGGGCAGCCAUGCAUGGUGACCGUGGCCAUGUCAGCAUACAGCUGGACAGCGAGGCUGCGGAUGGCACAGUGCGCAGCGCACACAGUUUGUUCGAGGCGCCUGGCGGCUCCGUCUUGAGCAUGGGCGACAUAGAGGCCCGACCCUUGUCCAGCAAGGCAGCAGCACCCACAGCUGCCAGAGCAAAGCCCAUCCCAUCAACGCCCUCUCGCCAGGUGGCUGCACCUCCUCAGCCAGUGGCGGACAUUGGUUGGGUGGCUCCUCUGGAGCCAGUCGUGAGCACAAGGCAGCUGAGGCAGCAGCUGCCGCCGGUGUCGGCCGCAUUUGCCGAGACCCUGGCACGGCUGCCGGUGCACAACGCGCUGCCGGACGGCUUUGAUGUGGCCGUGGACGGCUUUGAGGCCUGGGUGAAGCUCCUUCUGCUGGACGCUGUCCAGCGCCUGGGCUUCUUCACUCGCCCGGGGCAGGUGGUCAUUGUUGCUGAGAUGAUGAAGCGGAUCGACGCAAUGCACGGGCGGCUGACGCUAGAGCUGCUGGACAUCCUGUGCGCGGCCGGCUUCAUCCAGUCACAGGCGCCAGGCAGCUACGCGGGCUCAGACCUGCUCGGCAGCGCAGAACUGCUGGCAUCGGUCGCCGACAUCGGCGCGCAGAAGAACAGACUGGAGACUCAGUUGGUGCCAGACCUGGCGUCCAAUGUGGAGCUGGUGUGGGUGUGCAUGCAAGCGCUGCCAGACAUCCUCACAGGCAAGGUGAAGGUGCCGGAUGUGAUGUUUCCGGAGGGGUCACCGCAUUUGGUGGAGCCAAUUUACAAGAACCCAAAGCUUUCGGCGCCCUUCAACGUCCAGUUGGCCGCCGCUGUGCGCACCUAUGUGGAGGACCGACUUCAGGUGAUGCCUGCUGGGCAGAGGGUGAGGAUUGUGGAGGUGGGCUCUGGCUCUGGCGGGACAUCAGUCGUGGUCAUGGCAGCGCUGGCGGAUUUGGGCGACAGAAUAGAGUUCAUCUACACCGACAUCUCACCGCACCUGGUCGCCUACGGGCGCAAGACCUAUGGGCGGGACUUUCCUUUUGCGAGCUUCCGGCUGCUGGAUGUGGAGAAGGAUGUUGAGCCCCAGAAGUAUGCGCUGGGAUCCUAUGACAUCCUCUUCGCUACCAACGUGCUGCAUGCCACUCGCGACAUGGAGACAACAAUCCAGAACUGCAAGGCGCUGCUGCGCAAGGGCGGCCUGCUCAUAGCCAACGAGCUCACCACAAAGACGGAGUUCCUGACGCUCACCUUUGGCCUUACUGACGGCUGGGAGGGCUGGACAGAGCUGCUGAUGAGCCAAGGCUUUGACAGCGUGGUGCUAGCCGGAGCUGCCACGGCGGCGACCCGGCUGCUGUCAAGGCAGACAGUGGUGGCGGGGCUCAGCGACGGAGCUGUGCGCAUAUUUGAGAAGGAGGACGACCCUGUUAGGAUGCAGCUGCCGGACGCCACCUCACCCCUGCCCCCGAUGGACGACACAGAUGAGGCUCUGGAGGGCGCGGUGCGGCGCUUUGAGGAGUGGUGCCGGCUGCUAUUAUUGGACGCGGUGCAGCGCGCCGGCUUCUUCCGGCCGGCCGGCCAGCGCGUCGCCACGGCCGACAUCGUGUGGUUGAACAAGCGCGCCGCGGGAGCCGCCGGGCACGCGCGCAUGGUCGAGGCCGCCCUGGACAUCCUUCUGAGUGGGGACUGGACGGCCACAGAGCUUGUGGAUGACGCCGCGACAAAGGCCGGCAUCGCGCGCCUGGAGGAGAUGGCGGCUGAGCUGUCCAGCGGAGCCGCCUCGCCGAUAGCCACCAACAUCCGCUUGAUCGGCGUGUGCAUGCGCGCAUUCCCCGACAUCUUGACAGGCAAGGUGAAGGUGACGGAUGUGAUGUUCCCCGGCGGUACACCUGAGCUGGUGGAGCCCAUCUACAAGAACGAGAUACUCUCAGCGCCCUUCAAUGAGCAGCUGGCCGCAGCCGUGCGCGCAUAUGUGCAAGACCGGCUUCAGAGGGUGCGAAUUGUUGAGGUUGGCUCGGGAUCUGGCGGGACAUCAGCCGUGGUCAUGGCUGCUCUGGCGGAUCUAGGGGAGAAGAUUGAAUUUGUAUACACUGACAUCUCUCCACAGCUGGUCGCAUACAGCCGAAAGACCUAUGGGCCCACAUAUCCUUUUGCCACCUUCAAGCUCCUGGACGUGGAAAAGGACACCGAGGACCAGGGAUACAAGCUGGGAGUCUACGACGUCCUCUUUGCCACGAACGUGCUGCAUGCCACGCGGGAGAUGGGCAACACGCUGCAGCACUGCAAGGCGCUGCUGCGCAAGGGCGGGCUGCUGAUCGCCAACGAGCUGUCCACAAAGACUGAGUUCCUGACGCUCACAUUUGGCCUGACCGACGGCUGGUGGCUGUACGAUGACGUGGAGCGCCGCAUCCCCGGCUCACCCAUCCUCAGCAGGGAUCUGUGGAGAGAGCUGAUGGCAGAGCAGGGCUUUGGGGCGGCCGUGAUUGCGGGCGAGGCGGCGGAUGCGCGGUGGCUGCUGUCGCGCCAGUCUGUUGUGGUGGGCGUCAGUGAUGGCAGCAUCUUGGCCAAGCUGCGCCCGACGCAGCCAGUCAGCCUCCCCUCCGACCUACCCCCGAUGCACCCCCAGCUUCUCGGCAGCUUCCACAGCUUCCCGCUUCGCAACAGCCUGCCCCAAGGCUUUAAUGCGGCGGUGGCAGACUUUGAGCGCUGGGUGUGCCUUCUGCUGCUGGACGGCAUGCAGCGGGCCGGCCUGUUCAGGACGCUGACUGAGGCCCACACGCUGGACAGCCUCAGGGGCCGCGUUGCGUCAGACUAUGCGCGAUUCAUUGCCGAAGCUCUGGCCAUCCUGAAGCAGCAUGGGUUUGUGGAGCUGGGUGCGGGUGGAGAGUACACAGCGACCGAAAGUAUCAGCAGCCCAGAAACCGCAGCCAUCCUUGCAGACCUGGACGGCUAUGGGCAGCACUUGGCCGAGGGCGCUGCUGAGCCUCUCGCCACCAACAUCAAGCUGGUGUCAGUCUGCAUGCGCGCCCUGCCAGAACUCCUGUUGGGCAAGGUGAAGGUGACGGAUGUGAUGUUCCCCGGCGGUUCACCUGAGCUGGUGGAGCCCAUCUACAAGAACCCGCUCCUCUCAGCGCCCUUCAACGAGCACCUGGCCGCCGCCGCGCGUGCCUAUGUCCAAGACCGGCUGCAGGUGAUCCGAUCAGAUCAGAAAGUCCGAAUCGUGGAGGUUGGCUCGGGCUCUGGUGGGACAUCAGUGGUGGUCAUGGCAGCGCUGGCGGAUUUGGGCGAGAGAAUAGAAUUCGUGUACACGGACAUCUCGCCACAGCUGGUCGCCUACGGCCGCAAAACAUACGGGCCCACGUAUCCGUUCGCCACCUUCAGGCUCCUGGACGUGGAAAAAGACACUGAGGAUCAGGGCUUCGGCAUUGGCCAAUAUGACAUCCUCUUUGCCACGAACGUGCUGCAUGCCACGCGGGAGAUGGGCAACACUCUGCAGCACUGCAAGGCGCUGCUGCGCAAGGGCGGGCUGCUGAUAGCCAACGAGCUGUCCACCAAGACCGAGUUCCUGACGCUCACAUUCGGCCUGACCGACGGCUGGUGGCUGUACGAUGACGCGGAGCGCCGCAUCCCCGGCUCACCCAUUCUAAGCAGGGAGGGAUGGAAGGCGCUGAUGCUGGAGCAGGGCUUUGAUCCGGCGCUGUGCGUGGGCGAAGCAGAUCAGGCGCUGCCGGCUCUGCUGUGCCGCCAGUCGGUCGUGCUGGGCGUCAGUGACGGCCGCGUCAUGGCCAAGCCGCCGCCCACCAAGCCCGCGCAGCUGCGCGCCACCAUGCCGCAGCUUCCACAGCAGCUGCUGGACGGCUUCCGAGACCUGCCCCUGCGCAACGACCUCUUCACCGGGUUUGAUGCGACAAUAGUGGAGUUUGAGGAGUGGGUGGGCCUGCUGCUGCUGGAGGCGCUGCAGCGUGCCGGCUUCUUCCGGGCGGCUGGCCAGCGCCACACCGCGGCCGACAUGCGCGCGGCCGUCCGCCCCGACUUCUCCCGAUUCAUCGCCGAAACCGUCGACCUCCUGCGCAAUGCUGGCAAGCGCACCUGGUAUGUUGAGGAGGCUCAGCCGGGCGAGUUUGUGGCGACAUCAGCGGUGAGCAGCGCAGCCACUGUUGCAGAGCUGGGCAGCCUGAAGGAGACCGGCAAAGCACUGGCGAACGGCGCGGCUGCAGCCAUCGCCACCAACAUCAAGCUGCUUUCAGCCUGCAUGGAGGCCCUGCCAGACCUGCUAUCGGGCGAGGUGAAGGUGACGGAUGUGAUGUUCCCUGGGGGAUCGCCUGAGCUGGUGGAGCCCAUCUACAAGAACGAGAUACUCUCAGCGCCCUUCAAUGAGCAGCUGGCCGCAGCCGUGCGCGCCUACGUGCUGGAUCGCAUGCAGGUGCUGCCCGCCGGGCAGCGGGUGCGCAUUGUGGAGGUGGGCUCGGGAUCUGGGGGGACAUCGGUCGUGGUCAUGGCAGCACUGGCAGAGUUGGGCGAGCGUGUUGAGUUUGUGUACACGGACAUCUCACCGCAGCUGGUUGCCUACGGGCGCAAGACCUACGGGCCCACUUACCCAUUUGCCACCUUCAGGCUCCUGGAUGUGGAGAAGGAUGUUGAGCCCCAGGGGUAUGGCAUCGGGCGUUAUGACAUCCUCUUUGCCACCAACGUGCUGCAUGCGACGCGCAACAUGGAGGUCACCAUUCAGAACUGCAAGGCGCUGCUGCGCAAGGGCGGCCUGCUCAUAGCCAAUGAGCUGUCUGCCAAGACUGAGUUCCUGACGCUCACUUUUGGCCUCACGGAAGGCUGGUGGCUCUACGACGAUGGCUUCAGCAGCGUGCUAGUGGCCGGUGAAAACAAGCCGGCGCCCGCGCUGCUGUCCCGGCAGUCAGUCAUUGUCGGGGUGAGCAACGGCGCCAUCCGCAUCGCGAGACAUAAGAGCAAGAAGGCGGCUCCUGCUUCCAAAGCAGCCGCAGCUGCCGCCGUCACACCGAGCCAUGCAGCUUCCCAGACCUCUCGUGCACCUCCAGCCACCGCCUCUGUUGUGCAGGAGUUGCAGGCGCUGCUGAGCGGCCUUGUGGGAAGCCCAGUGCCAGCAGAUCAACCCCUGAUGGAGGCGGGACUGGACUCCAUCGGAGCGGUGGAGCUGCGCAAUGCAGUCAGCGAGAGAUUUGGCAUCGAGCUGCCGGCCACCGUCACCUUUGACUACCCCACCGCCGCUGACCUGGCACGCUUUGUUGUGCAGCGCUCAGCCCCUGCUGCUGUCACUGCUGGGGAGCAGCCAUCUGCAACCUUCCAGGCAAGACUCCUGACAGGGCAGCAGCAGCAGGCAGGCGUCUCUCAUGCGGCUGUAGCAGAGCAAUUGCAGGCCUCUAUCAGCGAGCUGCUGGGCUUCACAGUGCCUCUUGACCAGCCGCUGAUGGAGGCCGGCCUGGACUCUAUUGGCGCUGUGGAGCUGCGCAACGCAGUCAGCACCAAGUUCGGCAUCGAGUUGCCCGCCACUGCCACCUUUGACUAUCCCUCCGCGGAUGCGCUGGCCCGUUAUGUUGUUGGGCAGACUGCGACUGCGGGCCAGUCCUUUGGGCAGCAGCAGCCAAGACAGGCUCUUGAACAGCCCAUGGUGGAUCAGAGGCACAUUGCUGCGCAGCUGGCUGCCACGGUCAGUGAAUUGCUUGGCUUCGAGGUGCCUGCUGACCAGCCGCUGAUGGAGGCCGGCCUGGACUCGAUUGGAGCGGUGGAGUUGCGCAAUGCAGUGACAGCCAAAUUUGGCGUCGAACUCCCGGCCACCGUCACCUUUGACUACUCUUCAGCCACCGCACUGGCAGGCUUCAUCGCCAGCAAGACAGCCGCCCCGGCUGCUUACAGCGGCAGGGAAGGGGACGCUUGGGCUCAGCCCACCAUGGUGUCUGUGCCAAUGCCCAGCAGUGGAACGUUUGUGCAGCAGAUCGCAGACGAUCUUCUGAGCGUCGUGACAGGGCUGCUUGGGGUGGAGGUUUCAAAGGACCAGCCUCUUAUGGAGGCGGGCCUGGAUUCCAUCGGAGCGGUGGAGCUGCGCAACUCUGUCAGUGCCAAGUUUGGCGUGGAGCUGCCGGCAACGGUCACAUUUGACCAGCCCACAGUGCAGGACUUGGCCCAGUUCCUCGCUAGCCGGGUUGCGCCGCCGGCCGGGCAAUUUGCCGUUGGGGCGGUGACCCACGCCCUCCAGACCGGCCCGGACACUCGCGCCCUCACCGACAGCAUCACCCAGGAUCUGUUGGAGCUGGUGUCGGGCCUGCUGGGCUCCGGCAUAAGCGGGGACGAGCCGCUGAUGGAAGCCGGCCUGGACUCCAUCGGAGCGGUUGAGCUGCGCAACUCUGUGACCGCCAAAUUCGGCGUGGAGCUGCCGGCGACGGUCACCUUCGACCACCCCUCGGUGGCGGCCCUGGCUGAGUUUGUGGCUGGCAAGGUGUGGCAGGCAGGGCCGAGGCAGGCGCUCACCACGGACGUGGUGGGAUUGUCAAGCGUCAUGGCGUCGUCUUCAAGGGGCGGCGAGGAUUUCGCCGCAUGCAUGCUCGGGGCGGUGGAUCUGCCGGUGUCGAUCCCCCUGGAGCGCUGGGAGGUCGACGCCGGCACGGGUGCCAGCGCGGAGGUGGUGCAGAGCAACAUGCUGCGCUUUGCCGCGCUGGCCGACGGCGUUGACUCGUUCGACGCGGCAGCCUUCCGGCUCGCGCCGGCCGAGGCGGCCGCCAUGGACCCGCAGCAGCGCAUCCUGCUCGAGCAGACCUACGGCGCCCUGCAGGAGUACCAGGUGUUGCUGGAGCACGCGCGCGUGGCGCCCUCCGUCGCCGUGCUCACCGGCUCCGGCAUGAACUUCAUGGUCGGCCGCGUCUCCUACACCUUCGGCCUCCAGGGGCCGUGCAUCGGCAUGGACACGGCGUGCUCGUCCUCGCUGGUAGCAACACACCUGGCGCACCGAGGGCUGCUGGACGGCGAGACCACCGCGGCGCUGGCGGCUGGAGUCAACCUGAUCCUGGUCCCGGACACUUCGCGGCACAUGGCUCAGCUGGGCGCGCUGUCGCCGACUGGCCGCUCCAAGAGCCUGGACGCGGCGGCUGAUGGCUACGGCCGCGGCGAAGGCUGCGUUGCGGGGCGCUCCAGCGGCCUGACGGCCCCAAAUGGCCCAGCGCAGACUGCGCUGAUCCGCACAGCGCUAUCCGUGGCCGGCCUUACUCCGCGUGACGUGGCGCUGGUCAGCCUGCACGGCACUGGAACGCCCCUGGGCGACCCCAUCGAGGUCGGCGCGCUCGGCCAAGCUUUCGCGGCCGGAGCAGGACCCCCCUCAACCCUCACUCUCGGCUCUGUGAAGGCGUGCUUUGGGCACACGGAGGGCGCGGCCGGCAUCCACGGCGCGCUGCUGGCAAUCAUGGCGGUGCAGAACUCUGCGGCGCCUCCGAUCAUGCACUCGCGCAGCCUCAACACAUACGUGCAAAAUGCCAUCACGGACUGGAAAGCCUCCUGCAACCUCACCGCCGUUGUGCCCAAGGAAGCCUCUGUUCUACCAAAGGCAAGGCCAAUGAUGGCAGCGGGCGCCAGCUCCUUUGGCAUGAGCGGUGUGAACGCGCACGGCCUGUUCCUGACCCCGAGGCAGCUGAAGCAUGCGCGCACGGACGUGACAUGGCAGCACGUGCGCCACUGGAUGGUGCCCCAAGCCCACCACAUGCUCGACUCUGUCAUCUGCAGCCGCUCAGAAGCCACCUGCAGGUUCACAAUGCAGCUGGCGUCGAGCGCGCUGGGCUAUCUCCUGGACCACAUCGUGGCGGGGCGUUCCCUUCUGCCGGGCGCCGCCAUGUUCGAGAUGGCGGCGGCUGCUGGCCGCACGGCGUCCGAUGCGGCUGCCGGAAGGGACGUUGGCCUUCUGGAUGUGGCCAUCCCCGCGCCGGUGAUUCUGCAGGUCGGCGCUCGGCAGAGCGUGGAGUGUGUCAUGCACUGGGGCAGCGGUAGCGUCCAGCUGCAGAGUACUGCCCCCUCGGGGCAAGGGCGGUCAACGUGCCUGAAGGCUUCCUUCGGCGCUGUGUCGAGCAGCGGCAGUGCCAGCGAGGCUGAACCACAAACCACAAUCUCCAGCCAUCCGCUGGCGCGAGUGCUGCACCCCGUGGUGGUGGCGGCUCUGCAGGCCAGCGAGCCGGCCAUGUACAUGUGCACGGCGGAGGUGAGCUUGGAGCGGCAGCAGAAGGGGUCCGGCUACAUCGCGCACCCGGCCGUCACCGACAACUGCAUGCAGCUGGGGCCCAUGACUGGCGCCCUGGAAGCUGCAGCCAGCAGCGCCGCUCCUAAGAACACCACCCGAGUUGUUGCCGGCCUAGCUGCCUUCCUGGCCAGGCGAGGACCUGGUGUGUAUCUUGAAAUGAACUUCAGGCCCUACCCCAAGAGGGGAGCUGCUUGGGCUGCGCUGCAGCGAGCGCCUGAGCGCGCAGAUGGCAGCAUAAACUCCAAUCACUGGCUCUCUGGCGCCAGCAGCUCUGUGCUCACCAUCUCAGACCUGCAGGCCAAGGAGGUGAGUCAGCAGGCAGCCAAGACGCCUGCCAGCGCUGCAGCAGCUUCAGCGGAGCAGGAUGCGCGGCAGUGCAUUUACGAGACAGACUGGCAGGUCAGCGAGCCUCUGGCGCCACACAGCACCACUGCACCAAGCAAGCACAGAGGCAGCAUGCUGCUGUGGGCCAGCCGCCAGUCUAAUGUGCAGCUGGCAGCCCCCUUACAUGCUGGCCUGCUGAUUGGUCACGAGGCUGCAGCCGCCACGCUGGCCACUGUCCGCCAGGCACAGGUCUUGCAACAUGUUCUCUCAUCUCCAGGAGGUGAGGCAAAGCUGGUCACGCGGGGCGCGCAAAGCGUGGGCAGCGGGCCGCACGGAUCCGCGGCUCCGGGGGCGAUGCUGCGCGGUGCGCUGGGCACGUCUGCGAUGACGAUGCUGCGUGUGGCGUCCGUGGAGAGCCCUGCCUGGUCCUGGGGCAGCACGGAUGCCUCCGACGCCGCGCUGCAUGGGUCAGCAAUGACAAAUGCGCCCGCAGCUGAUGCCCACUGCAUCUCUCUGCAGGGCAAUGCAUGGGUUGCUCCAAGGCUGCUGACGACUCAGCAGCCUCUCCUGGACCAGCAGGCCGCACCAGCUGCGGAGCCGCAGCAAGCCUGCACGGGCACCGUCAUCAUCACAGGCGGCGUAGGAUCUGUGGGGUCCCUGAUAGCGACCUGGCUGACUCAGCACACGCCGGCCUCGCUCAUACUGCUCGGCCGCUCCGGCCGCCUCGCCAAGGACUCCGCCCUGACGGCCGCAUCCUUCGGCGACGCCUGCGUCACAAUCGCGCGCAGCGAUGUUGCGGCUGCGGAGGAAGCUGCUUAUACGCUACACGCUGCUCGCAUGCAUGGCCAGACCCUGCAGGCACGCACCCUCUACCCCUCUCUACCAAGGGGUGCAAAUUAUAAAGGACAUGGAGUGCUGCAUGCGGGUGCCGUGCUGGACUCGGGAGUGAUUGGCAACAUCACAGCAGCCGGCGUGCGCACAGAGUUCUCGGGCAAGGUGCACGGCGCAUGGAGCCUCAUGGCGCGCACAGGAGAGGCGCCUCUGCGAGCACUGAAUCUGUUCUCCUCGCUCGCGGCCUUCAGCGGCUCCGGCGGCCAGGGCAGCUACGCGGCAGCCAACGCCGCGCGGGGCGUUCCCGGGACGGCGGUGCAGUGGGGCGCGUGGGGCGGCAGCGGCAUGGCGGUGACAGUGGCGGGCUUCAUGGAGAGAAUGGCGCGCCUCGGCCUCGGCAUCGUGCGCCCGACCGUCGGCCUCUCCGUCCUCGCGCAGGUCCUCAACUCGGCCUGGCAGCCGGCCGCAGCGCAGCGCGCCCUCUUUGUCGGCAAUGUCUUCCUGUGGGACAAGCUCCUGGCGACACAGAAGGAGCCAGCGCCCAUCCUGGGAGAGUUCAUGCGCGCGCUCCCACCGGCAGCCGCCACGCUGAAGAAACCUGUGAGAGCAGCGGCUGCUGCCGGCAGAGGGCAGAAAGCCGGCGCAGCCAGACCACAGGUGGCUGCAUCGGCUGCGCAGACCCUUUCCAUUCAGAAGGCUGUGGCUGCAGCUGCAAGCGCCAUCAUGGGCACAGAGGUGCCGGCAGACCAGCCGCUGAUGGAGGCCGGCCUGGACUCCCUCGGCGCAGUUGAUCUACGCAAUGCGCUGAGCACCCAGUUCUCGGUCGACCUGCCCUCAACCGUCACCUUCGACUACCCCACCGUUCCGGCGCUGGCCGCCUACAUGUCCACCCUUCUGCCCCAAGAACCCCAGGAGGACGCCAGCAAUCUUGACUCCCCUGCACAAGCCCACAUUGAUGGCGCUGCUAUCAGGGCUCAAGUUGCAGCUGCGGUUGCCAGCAUCAUGGGAGCCUCUGUGCCAGAGGACCAGCCGCUGAUGGAGGCCGGGCUGGACUCUCUGGCCGCAGUGGAUCUGCGCAACGCUCUGGGCAAUCAUUUUGCUCUGGAGCUGCCGGCCACGUUCACCUUUGACCACCCGACGGUGGCGGCCAUGGCGGCUUACAUUGGCGCGAGCGUCGCGCCGGAGGCGGCGGCUGCCGCGCAGCCGCACUGGCGUGACAACGCCCUCGUGCAGCAUGACUUUGGGGCGGCCACCUCCGCCGCUGUGCAGCUCGUUGGCCUGUCCUGCGUCUACCCAGGCCCACAGGAGGAGAGCGGGCCAGGAGGUUUCUGGGCAAAGGCGGCGCGCGGCGCGGAUCGGCAGACGGUGAUUUCACUGGAGCGCUGGGCGCUAGAGCGCUGCUACUCGCCCGACGUGGCCGUGGACAAAAUGUAUGCACGCUUCGCCGGCUUCAUCCCCGACGUGGAGUCCUUCGAUGCAGCCGCCUUCCGGCUGUCGGCGAGCGAGUCGGCGGUGAUGGACCCGCAAGGGCGCCUGCUGCUGGAGCAGAGCGGCCUGGUGCUGGCCGACGCGGGCGGACGCCUCGGGGAAUCCGUCGCAUCGGAUGCCGGCGUGUACGUGGGCGUCAUGCACAUGGAGUACAUCCAGUACAUGACAGGGCUUGGGGUACAAGUCACACCCAACGUGUCGACAGGCAACGGCAUGGAUUUUCUUAUCGGCCGGGUGUCUUACACGUUCGGGCUGACUGGACCCUGCGUCAGCACGCACACCGCCUGCUCCUCAUCGCUGGUGUCCACUCACCUGGCGGUCCAUGGCCUGAACGCGCGCGACUGCAGCAGUGCCCUGUCUGCAGGGGUGUUCCUGGUCCUGCUGCAAGGCACCAUGGCCGGCAUCUGCCAGCUACAGGCACUGUCGCCGGUGGGCCGCUGCAAGACAUUCGAUGCAUCGGGAGACGGCUACGGCCGCGGCGAGGGCUGCGCGGUCGCCGUGCUCAAGCAGGCGGCGCCCGGAGAGCUGCCGGCUCUGGCAGUGCUCACGGCCACAGCCACCAACCAGGACGGCCGCUCCAGCAGCCUCACUGCCCCCAAUGGGCCAUCCCAAAGCGCCCUCAUAGCCUCUGCACUGCGCAGCGCAGGUCUUGGUCCGGGCGAGCUGGGCUUUGUGGCUGUGCAUGGCACCGGGACGCCUUUGGGGGAUCCGAUUGAGGUUGGCGCUCUGGGACAGGCGAUCACCAACAGGGGGAGUGAAGUCGCUGCUCAGGUGACGCUGGGCAGCGUCAAGUCCUGCUAUGGGCACACUGAAGGCACAGCCGGGCUGACAGGCGCUCUACUGGCUAUUCAGACUCUGCAUAACCAGGGAGCUGCGCCUGUGAUGCACUUGCGCAACAUGAACACCUAUGUGGCCUCUGCCCUGGGCGACUGGAGCAAAUCACACCAUCUGCAGCCCAGCGUCCCCCUGCAAGCCGCCCCUCACCCCUCCGCCACUCCUCAGCUCAAAGCAGCCGGCACGAGCUCGUUCGGCAUGAGCGGGGUCAAUGCGCAUGCGAUCUUCACAGCGGCGCCGGAGACGGCGCACGUGCAGGCGGAAGGCUCCGUGCGAUACCAGCGGCAGCGCUGCUGGGCCGUGGCAGCACCGCACCACCUAUUGGGCCCGGCACGGCCCGGCAGGGAGCGGUGCAGCUUUUUGCUGGACCUGCUCAAGCCCGAGCUGUCCUACCUGGGAGACCACCAGGUGAACGGCCGCCUCAUUGUGCCGGCGGCAGUCAUGCUGGAGCUGGCGAUGGCGGCAGCGGCCACGCUGGCAGAGGGAGCCGCCACGUCAGCGCUGACAUCAGUGAGCAUCUCCGCGCCGCUGCUGCUGCCUGAUCUGGAGCGCCACUCCCUGCUCGAGGUGGCUGUCGGGCACUCGGAUGGCGCUGUGGAGGUGCGCUCGGCCGCUGCCGGCGCCGGCCGCGGGCGGCAGCUGCACUGCCGCAGCACCGCUGCACGCCUGGCACCCCCAACCUUGGCUGGGGAGACGCUCACUAGCACACGGUCGCCGCUUAUUGAGCUGCUGCCGCAGCUAAGCACGCCUGUUGCCCAGCCGCCUGCAGUGAUCGCGGCCCAGGCGAUCGAUGCGCAGCGCCACCUGUCCGGCUACCGGCUCCACCCGGCGCUUACAGACGCCACGCUGCACCUGUCGGCCGCGGCCCUGCCGGCAGCCGGCGACGGCCCCGCCAAGGGGCCGACAAGAGUCCCCUCGGGGCUGGCGGCGAUCCUUGUCAGCCCACUGCACGGCUGUACAACGGCGUUCCCGGUGGCGCAGCCGCAGCCGCCGUCGGCGGACGGCUCGGUGCUGUGCAACUACCGCAUGGCGUCCGCGCAGGGCUGCUCCCUGCAGCUGUGCGACCUGCUCGCCAAGGAGCUGGCUGCCGCGCCGGUGGCGGCACCGGUCCGCGAGUCUGCAGCCCUGGAUGGCGUGCCAGAGGCUGAGCUACUGUACGAGACGCAGUGGCAGGCAGCGGGGAGUUCAACGGCGAGACCACUUCAAUGUGCGGAUGCUGUCUUCGCGCUUGGCGAGGCAGUCCCCAGGGACUCUCCCACUGGAAUCCCUAUAGUGGGGUACAUGGGCAAGAGAAGGGAGCUGGAUGGUUUUUCUGGGAGCUUCUCGGACCUUCCUGCCAGGUCGGCGAGGGUCACCGCGCAAAUGAGAGCAGCUCAGGGAGGCAACGUCGUUGGCGCAGUCUCGCGCAUGCUGCAGCUCUGGCAGGAGGCCGCUCCCAGGCUGGCGGGCGGAGCGUUGCACCUGAUUACUCCCGGCGCGGCGCACAGCGCGGCUGGAAUCCCGGAGGGCGGAGUGGCUGCGGCUGCCCUCGCAGCGCUGAUGAGGGUAGCUGCGACUGAGAACCCCGGUGUCUCCAUUACGGGAUCCGAGCAAGCUCUUGCUCUGCCAGCUCACGCCCAUAAGGCUAAUGGAGCAGCAGGCGCCAAUGGAGCAUUUGGGGAGGCGCUGCGGGGGGGCGUGCAGAUGCAGGCGCGGCUGGUGCGCAGCAGCAGUCACACGCGAUCGCCGGACUGCCACAUUGUGCCCUGCCCCCGCGGCGCCCUUAGCGACCUCAGGGCUGUCCCCCUGGACAAGGCCUCACCCGGCCCAGGAGAGAUCAAGGUGACGGUGCGCGCGAUAGGGCUGAACUUCCGUGACGUGCUGAACAUUCUGGGCAUGUACCCUGGGGAUCCGGGUCCCCCCGGCGGCGACUGCUCUGGCAUCGUGGCCGCCGUUGGCCCCGGAGUGACAAGCGUGGCGGUGGGAGAGGAGGUGUUUGGAGUGGCGCCUGGCUGCUUCGGCCCCUCGGUGGUUGUGCCGGAGCAGCUGGUGGUGGCCAAGCCCCCCAGCAUCAGCUUUGAGGAGGCCGCCACCACGCCAACCGUCUAUGUUACCGUCUUUGCUGCCUUUGGGGACCUGGACACUUUUAACCCAAAGACCAAGGUGCUGGUGCAUGCGGGCACGGGCGGCGUGGGUCUCGCGGCCAUCAACGUGGCGCGGGCGAUGGGCUGCCGCGUCUUCUCAACGGCUGGCAGCGCCCAGAAGCGCUCCCUGCUGCGCUCCCUUGGCGCACAGGCCGCCGCUUCCUCCCGCGACACCGACUUUGUCGACGUCAUGGCCUACCGCGCAGGGCCGGUGGAUGUGGCGCUGAAUUCGCUGACAUCACCUGCCAUGGUGGCAGCCACGCUGGCGAGCCUGUCGCUGGGCGCGCGCAUGGCCGAGAUUAGUAAGCGCGACAUCUGGUCCCCCCAGCGCGUCGCCCAGGAGCGGCCCGACGUCGCCUACAAAUUCGUCGCCAUCGACUUCCUGCCCCCUGCGGUCCUGAACAGCUCCUUCAGGCGGUUGUCGGCGAUGUUGGCGUCCGGAGCGGUGCAGCCGCUGCAGUCCCUCGUGUACGACUUUUCCUCGAUCGUCACAGCGCUGCGCCAGUUCUCGCACGCGCGGCACAUCGGCAAGAUCGUCGUGCGCGUGCCGCCGGCUGCUCCGGCCGCCGACGGCGGCGCCGGGCGGCCGGCCGAGGCGUGGGCCGUCACCGGGGGCUUGGGCGCGCUCGGGGCCAUCACCGCAGAGUGGCUGGUGGGCCAGGGCGCCAAGCAUGUCCACCUCCUGGGCAGGACCGGCCGCUGGAGCGGGCAGCCCACAGGGUUCCUGGAGGACGUGGUGAGCGGGCGCUGCGCGGCGUGCGUGACGGCCGUGCGAUGCGACACGGCCAGCGCUGACGAGGCGGCCGCCGUUCUCGGCUCAGGCGCUCGCCGCUUGGGCGUGCCCCCCAUCACCAGCGUCAUCAACUCUGGCGGCGUCCUGGCCGACGCCAUUCUGACCUCCCAGACAGCCGGUCAUGUGCGGCAGUCCUUUGCGCCAAAGCUGGCAUCGGCAGAAGCAAUGUCCGCUGCGAUGGUGAGCCUGCCGCUGCGGGCGACAGUGCUGUUCUCAUCGACCGCGGCGCUGUUCGGCGCUCCCGGCCAGGGCAACUAUGCGGCCGCCAACGCCGCGCUGGAGGCCUGGGCUGCCCGCCGGGCAGCCACCGGGCAGCAGGCCGUCGCUGUGCAGUGGGGCGCGUGGGCCGCAGGUAUGGCCAACGACGCUGCAACUCUGGCAAGGAUCAAGCGUUCGGGGCUGGGAGUUCUGGCACCUGCCUCUGGGCUGCAGGCGUUGUCAGCAGUGCUGUCAAGCUCUGCUGGUGGAGGCGCCAGCACCUUUGCGGCCGCGCCAGUCUUCUGGGAUAUCCUUCUGCGUGGCAAGCAGGCGCCGCCUUUCUUCUCGGAGUUUGCGCCCGCCCUGCUGGAGGCUGCAGCCAAGCCGAGCGGCCAGGCGAGGCCACAGCAAAAGGCGGCCGGCAGAAGGAAGGGCAAGGCAGCGCGAAAACCCAGGAGAGAGCAGGAGGCAAAGAAUGUUUCCGGCAAGGCUACCACUUCGGCAGAGUCGUUAGUUGCAGAGGUGAUCGCAGUGGCCCAGAACGUUAUGGGCAUUGCUGUGGAACCAGAGCAGCCGCUGAUGGAGGCCGGGCUGGAUUCUCUUGGAGCCGUGGAGCUACAAAAUGCUCUAGGCACCAAGGUUGGCGCCGAGCUGCCGGCCACACUCACCUUUGACUACCCCACGCCUGCCGCCAUCGCUGGCUUCCUUGCAGGUCAAGCGCUUCCAGUGCCAGUAGAGGAGCAGGCUUAUUGGAGCAGCGAAGAAGAAGAUCGGCCGCGCAAAAUUGCUCCCAAGCGCAGAGCGAGAGCAACAAUGCCAGACAGGCGCGCCCAGCAGCAGAGAGAGGCACCGAGCAAGGCCGCCAUGGCUGCAGAAGUAACAGCAGUCGUUCAGAGCGUGCUCGGCUUUGCGCCGUCUUCAGACCAGCCGCUGAUGGAGGCCGGGCUGGACUUGGGAGCAGUGGAGCUGCGCAAUGCACUAGGCGCCAAAUUUGGCUUGGAGCUGCCUGCCACAAUCACACUUGACUUCCCCUCGAUCGCUGCGCUCGCCGCACAUCUCGCCAGCAUUGCCACGUCGGCGGAUGAUGUCAUCGGCGCCGAUGAGGUCGCCAGCUACGCGUCCUCUGUCUCAUACUCCCACGAGCUACAGGUGUAUGAGGACAGCGAGGCGGCUGCGGCGGUGGGAGUCACGGCGGUGGCGGGCCUGCUGCCGAGCGUGGCGCCGGGGCUGCCGGGCUGCGACGCGCCGCGGCUGGUGCCCCUGGAACGCUGGGACGUGGACGACGUGCAGCGCGGAUCUUCCGUGCCCCUGGAAGCCAGGUUUGGCGCGUUCGUGGACGGCGCAGACGCCUUUGACGGCACCAUCUUUGGCAUCUCGAGGCCGGAGGCGGUGCACAUGGAUGCCCAGCAGCGGCUGCUGCUGGAGAAGUCGUGGGAAGCGCUGCAGGCUGCACCGGCCGGCGCAUAUGACAGCGCGAGGACGGCCGUCAUAGUGGGCAUCGGCACCGUUGACUACACCUCCAUGUCCUCGCAUCUCGGCGUGGGCAUCUACGUUGCCACAGGGGGCGCCACGAGCGUGGCGGCCGGCCGGAUAUCGUACAUGUUUGGGCUGAAGGGCGCGUGCCUGAGCAUCGACACGGCGUGCUCGUCCUCGCUGGUGGGCGCGCACUACGCGGCGCGCGACAUAGCAGCCGGCGACUGCGACCGCGCGCUGGCCGCCGGCGUCAACCUCACUCUCAGCCCCGGGAAGACCUCCGCCUUCGCCAUCACAGGCAUGCUUGCGCCAGACGGGCGGUGCAAGACGCUGGACGCGGCCGGGGACGGCUACGUGCGCGCAGAGAACUGCAUCGUGCUGCUGCUGGAGUCCCUCCUGGACGGAACACUCGCCUCCGCCAUUGUGCAGGGCUCCGCAGUCAAGCAGGAUGGUCGCUCCAGCAGCCUGACAGCCCCCAAUGGCCCCUCGCAGCAGGAAGUGAUUCGGGCGGCGCUGGCAUCGGGCGGCCUGGCCCCGGCACAGCUGGCAGCGCUGGAGAUGCACGGCACCGGCACCGCCCUCGGCGACCCCAUCGAGAUGGGCGCCGCCUGCGCCGUCCUGCAGGCAAGACAUGGUGUGCGGCGGCCGGUGAGCAUAGCGGCGGCCAAGUCAGCGCUGGGGCAUGCGGAGGCAGGUGCCGGCGCGACGGGCAUGCUUCGCACCAUCGCGCGGCUGAGUGGCGGGGCCGCCAAGGCGCUGACUCACCUGCGCACAGUCAACCCCCACGUGGCCAGCAUCCUGGAUGCCGGCAAGUGUCCAGUCAGCCUUCCCAAACAGGACGGCCCCGGGCACUGCACCGGCGACCUCUGCAUGGGCAUCAGCUCAUUCGCAUUCCAGGGUACCAAUGCGCAUUUGAUCCUAAGAGAAGAAGCGGAUCUGGACAUCACAGCAGCAGGCGCCGCAGCGGCACCGGCAUGGCAACGCCGCCGCUUCUGGCACUCGCCAGCGCCUCAUGCGCUGCUGCACAGGGCAUUUGUCUCGGCGGCUGGCGGCACUGUCAGCGCAGAGGGCACCCUUGACAGAGCGUCUGUUGCAUUCCUGCUGGACCACAAGAUACAUGGGCAGACGGUGGUGCCCAGCUGUGCUUUGCUGGAACUGGCAGGAGCCAUGGGCCGAGUUUUGGCCGAUGACAGCGCAUCCCACCAGCUCGCUGUCACAGCAGCCUCCUUCAGCGCAGCCAUGAUCAGCGCCCCCGGUGGAGUCCUGCGCAGCGAGCUGCACCGCCACAGCGGCAGCGUCACAGUCAGCAGCCGCGCCGCCAGCGUGGCACCCAACGCUGAGCUGGUUGUCCACCUCAGCGGCCAGGUGGCAGCAAUCCAGGAAUCACCUGCCCCUGCAGGCCACCAGCCUGGCGCUUCAGCAGUGCGCCAUCGUGGCAUACUGGCUGCUCUCGACCUCAAAACCAUGGCGGCUGACCAGGGAGACUUGGAUGCGCGCGCGGCUGCAUGCACCGCGGAUUUGGCGCACAAGCCGAUGGCGCCAGACUCCGCCGGCUUCUGGAUGCAUCCAGCGGCGGCCGAGGCGGCCGCGGCGCUGCAGGCGUUUGUGCACCGUACGCUGCCGGCCGGCUGCCGCCGCUGCAUGCGCGCAGCCGCCUGCGGCGCGUAUCUGACCGGCAGCCGCCGGGCAGCUUCCCGGAAGCUGCGGGCUGUAGCUGCCGACCAGAACAGGCCCCGCCGCGGCCGCUCCGGGCGCUACGUCACAAGCAUGUCCCUGCAGAACAGCGGCAGCGAGAUAGCAGCCCACAUGGUGGAUGUUACAGCCUUGCUGGCAGUCAGUGUCACCAUGCCUCAUAAAUGUGUCUACCGCCCCACAGCCAAGAGCGAGUUUGUGGCCAGCUCAGCCGAGCACCUGGAGCUGCUGCUGUCCUGCAUGGACGUGGACCACACCUUUGCAGUGCACCCACCUGCAGAGUCAAAUGAAGCACCCGAGCCAGAUCAGCCACCAAUCAAUCCACCCAGCCAGCCACACCUCUACGCCAAUGGAGACACCCCUCACAGCAAUGGGAAUACCACAAAUUCAGAAGGGGGCAAUGCAGAGACAGAGGAGGAGGGAGAUCCAGAGAAGGAAGCCUGGAGAACCGCGACCAGAGCCAAGAAGAAAGCAUUCAUGCGCGCGAGCAUGCUGUGGGCGUUCAAGGCGCACCAGAGAGCCAAGCACCGCAGCGUCGUCCAAUGGGUCCACGAGAGCCUGCCCUCUGUGGCAGUGCUGGCACAUGCUGCUGGCACCCUGGGCUAUGACACCAUCGCUGAUGUGUCAGAUGACCAAUUCUGGAGCAUAUGCAAUGCCAAGGUACUUGGAGCAGAUGAAUUGUGCAGCACAAGCCUACCUGUCGGCAGCCGUCACUUCUUCUCCAGCACAGCCGCGGUGUGGAGCCAGCCAGGAGCAUGCCACUACGCUGCCGCCAACUCCUACCUCGACUCUCUUGCACACACAUGCAGAUCACAAGGCGUGCCCGCCACGUCAGUCAAUUUCGGCCCCUUUGGCGGAGUGGGCAUGGCGGCAGGCUACGCGGACAGCAUGCGCGCCAUCGGGUUACAUCCCCUGCCGCCCUCCGCCGCACACACCGCAUUCCAAGACGCCGGAUACGCCGAAAAAUCCGUGCACGCGCGCAUUGCAGCCUCGCAGUUCGCCAAGGUCAACACCGUUGGCGGCCACUGGAAGUUCCUGGACCAGCUUUCCCGCCUGCCUCAAGACACAACUGCCCUCUUGAGCGCAGCUUCACUCGACCUAGCCGCAUCGCAGCAGCCGGCUUUUGGCCAGUACGCAACCGCGGCGGAGAAAAAGGAGAUGUCAGCUACUGCAGCAGUCCAGUUCGAGGACCUGGUGCAAAUGGUGCGCAGCGCAGCGAGUGAGCUGCUUGGGGAAGACAUUGGCGUGGACGGCCACUUUGCAGCCGGGCACUUUGACUCGCUGGCGGCUGUCGAGCUGUCAAACUCUCUGGGCAAGGCCAUCGGCCGUGACCUGCCGGGUACCCUGGUCUUUGACUACCCCUCAGUCAGCGAUGCGGCGCAAUAUCUCCACGGCCUCGUGGCGCCAAAACAGGCGCCUCGGGGACUUGCUUCGAUCAAGACAGAUGAGGCGAUCACAGCGCUGUCGAUCCGGCCCCGAGAGCCGUCGCUGGCGGCAGGCGGCCUGCUACGGCUGUCGGUUGCGGCGCGCUUGCCAGAGCUGGCAACGGGAACUAAUGCCUUCGACGCGGAUGUCAUCAGUACUGCUCCAAACAGCAGGUGGGAUUUGGAGGGGCCGAGGCAGGGCAAGUCGGUGCUGCGCGCGCGUUUCGGCGGCUGGCUGCCCUCGGUAGACACCUUUGACGCAGGUUUCUUUGGCAUCUCUGUUCCCGAGGCGGAGCUCAUGGACGCGCAGCAGCGCAUGCUCCUGGAGGUCUCCUGGGAGGCCAUGCAACAGGAGGGGGGCGGGCCAAGUCUGCUGAGCGAAGCCACCGGCGUGUGGGUGGGCAUCCAGCAGAUGGAGUAUGGCAAUCUGGCGGCCGCCUACAUGCCUGCAAUGGGCGCAUUCACUGCCACGGGGACUCCCUUCAGCGUGGCUGCCGGCCGCAUCUCCUUCACCUAUGGCUUCAAGGGGCCGGCGGUGAGCAUUGACACCGCAUGCUCUUCUGCGCUGGUGGGCGCGCAUGCGGCCGCGCAGCAUCUGGGAAAGCACGGCGGGGCUGCGCUCUCAGCCGGAGUGAACCUCAUGCUUGCCGAGCACACCACAGCAGCCACCCAGAUUGCAGGGAUGCUCACAAUGGAUGGGCGCUGCAAGACGCUGGAUGCAACAGCGGACGGCUACGUGCGCGCAGAGACAUGCAUCGUGCUGCUGCUGCAGAGCAUGACAGGCACAGAAUCAGCCCACAGCCCAACAGAGUCCUCCGGCUCGGACGGCCGCUCCAGCAGCCUGACAGCGCCAAACGGGCCCUCGCAGCAGAGCGUCAUCCGCGGCGCGCUGACAGAGGCUGACCUGGCAGCGGAGGAUGUUACGGGCCUGGAGAUGCACGGCACCGGCACCUCCCUCGGCGACCCCAUCGAAAUCGGCGCUAUCAGCGCUGUGCUGUCAGACACGAGGACACCGCUGCGGCUGACGGCGGCGAAGUCGCGCAUGGGCCACGCGGAGCCGGCGGCCGGCACGGUAGGGAUCGCGCAGGCCGUGGCGAUGCUGACUCAGCAGCGAGUUACCCCGCUGACUCACCUGCGGCGCGUCAACCCCCUCAUCGUGGGAGCGUCGAAGGCCGCCGGCGGCCGCGCGCCGGCUCUGCCGCGGCAGCGCGCCCCGGCCGCCAUUGGCGUGUCUGAUCCUGGCACCUGGCAGGCAGUGCAGGGCGUGAGCUCGUUUGCCUUCCAGGGCACCAAUGCGCACGCUGUGCUGUGCCUGGAAGCUGGCAGCAGGCAAGAGAAUAGGAUGCGUCCGGUCUGCUGGAACAGGCAGAGGUUCUGGUACGCCGGCCCUGCACACCAGCUGCUGCAGACGGCUGCAGUGUCGGCUGUGCGGAGGGAGGCCACCUUCCACAUGUCCCUGGCGCGCAGUUGCCUCGGGUAUCUCCACGACCACCGCAUCCAAGGGCAGGUGCUUCUGCCGGGGGCGGCCAUGUUUGAGAUGUCAUGCGCCGCAGCCCGCUGCAUGAACUCCUCGGCCGUGCACACCCUGCUGCUCGGUGUCAGCAUCUCUGCACCCUGCAUCCUGGAGGACGUCUCUUCGGUUCCUACCAGCACACACAGGAUGCUCAGCUGCGCAGUCGCCUACUCAACCGGCAGAGUGGAGCCCGGAGGCUAUGCAGUGCAUCCAGCUGCGCUGGACAGCGCCACGCACACAGCAGCAGCCUUCUCUGGGAAGGACUCCUCAGACAAGGCUGUGACAAGGAUUCCGGUCGCGCUUGAGGCUUUCAAUGCGGCUGUGGGCGCUCCUCCCGGCUGGUGCACGGGCAGCCUGCAUGACCUGCUGCCUGACGGCACCGUGGUCACCGGCUUCUCGCUAUCUGACGCCACACGGCGGCCCAAUGCCUCCAUCAGCGGCUUCCAAGCCAAGGUGGUGCAUGGAAGAGGAGCUGCUCUGGCGCCAAAGACAGCAGAGGCUGUGCCCAGCACCUAUGACAUUGUCUGGCAAGUGGGAGAACCCGUUCAGCCAGAUCAGGCAACAGGUCCUCUCGAUAAUGCCCACCGCCUGCCCUGGCAAUCAGACGGCGGCGGCCAGUACCCGCGACGCAUGCGAAUCGGCCGCGUGCGGCCGUCAAGCGAACAAAGAGGAGUGUAUCCUGCACGAGAGGCGCUGCGCAGCGUGGCGUGGCUGCAGGCUGCUGUCAGGGGCAGCCAGCCGGGCAGCGCAAUCCGCCUGCGCACCCGCGGCGUCCUCAGCUUUCCCCAGCUGCAGGACUCACCAGGUCCGGUGGCGCGAGCGGCCGCUGCAGAUGUAGCGGCGGCAGGGGCAUGGGGGCUGCUGCGCAACGCGCUGCAGGAGUUCCCGGCGCUGCGAUGGGUGGGCUCCGAGGUCAGCGCGCCCGGCGUCAACGCCCCGGCUCUGCCGGUGGCUGCGGACGCAUUUGGCCUUGCGGCCGGCGGCGGCCACUGGUCCACCCCACGGAUGCUGCCCCAGUCCCCACCCCAACCAUCCACCCCAGAAGGUGUGCCGGUGAGUCUCAACGGAGGCAGCUGGGUGAUCACGGGGGGCAUGGGGGGCUUGGGCCUCCUCUUUGCUCGCUGGGCGGCUGCGAACGGCGCAGCACACCUGCACCUGGUGGAUAUUCAGGUGCCCGGCAGCCUGCCCGAGGCGCUCGUUGGGCAGGGCAGCGGGCAGGGCGCCGUCACCAUCAGCCGCAGCGAUAUCUGCCGUGCACAUGACGCAGCGCAGGCUGUGCUGAGCUGCUCUGGGGGGCCACACAGCGGCAUCAUCCAUGCUGCCGGCCUGCUGCAGGACCAGCUGCUGCUGAAGCAGACACCAGCAACCUUCCGGGGUGUGCUGGGCGCAAAGGUGUCCGGCCUCCUUGCCAUGGCCCCGCACCUGCAUGCGGCAGCCAUGCCCCACACGCUGCUGUUUUCUUCAGUCUCAUCCAUUGUGGCGCCCCUGGGACAGCCCAACUACGCGGCCGCCAACGCCAUGCUCAACGCAUGGGCCAAUGCGCAGAGCGCUCAGGGGCAAAGCGCGACGAGCCUGCAGUGGGGAGCGUGGGGCGGUACCGGGAUGGCGGUGGUGCACAACCUGCUGCCGCGCAUCGUCAAGUCGGGGCUGGGCGUUCUGCCGCCGGCCGCCGGCGUGGCCGCUCUGGCCGCCGUGCUGUGCGCGAGGGCGGCUCCGCCGGCGCAGGUUGUGGUGUCCCCCUUCGAGUGGCCCAAGCUCAUGGCCGGCGCCGACCGCGUCUUCCCGAUCUUCUCUGAGUACAGUGACCACUGGAAAGCGCCGGCAGCACGCGGCAGCGUCAAGAGGGCUCAUCCACCUGCACAAAUUGCACGAGCAGCGGCUGGCUCCGGCGGUGAGAGAGCCAGGCUGUCAGAGGUCACGGCUGGGGUGACCAGGCUGGUGCAGCGCAUGCUUGGCGCUGAUGUCAGCAUCGACCAGCCGUUGAUGGAGGCUGGUCUGGACUCUCUUGGAGCCGUGGAGCUGCGCACAUCCCUUGAGGCCGCCUUCGGCCUUGAGCUGCCGGCCACCGUCACCUUCGACUACCCCUCCAUCAGCGCCCUGGCCAAAUACAUCGCUGGGCAGCAAGCACAGGUUCAGCCGCGGCUUGCUCAGGGGACUCCAGCAGCAAGAGCGGCGCCGUCAGAGGCAAGCCUGAUCACCAAGAUCAGCGAAAUUGUGCAGCAGAUGCUAGGCAUUGCAGUGGACGCCAGUCAGCCGCUGAUGGAGGCAGGCCUUGACUCCCUGGGAGCAGUGGAUCUUCGCACCUCCCUGGGAGCCGCUUUUAACAUGGAGCUGCCGGCAACUGUCACCUUUGACCACCCCUCUAUCGCAGCGUUAGCCAAAUUCCUGGCCAGCCAAGUCACCCUCGACAAACCUCAGGGUGACGGUUUUGCGGAGCACAUGCAGUCAGUGGACGAGGGAGCUAUUCGCUCGCAAGUCAGCGCUGUGGUGGAAGGCAUGCUCGGAACGGCAGUGGCGCCAGACCAGCCGCUGAUGGAGGCUGGCCUGGACUCUCUUGGAGCCGUGGAGCUGCGCACAUCGCUCUGCGCGGCGUUCAGCCUCGACCUGCCCGCGACCGUCGUGUUUGACUACCCGACAGUUACCUCCCUGGCGUCCUUUAUUGCCUCACAGGUGGAUGUGCACCCUGCCUACAGCGGCAGCUUCACAGGGAUGGCACUCAGCACGACGAGGCAGGCGCAGGCUGACACCGCCACGGAGGUUGUCGGCGUGGCCGGCCGCUACCCGGGCGGCGGCGAGGGCGUGCCGGGAUUCUUCCAGAGCUUGGCAGGAGAAGAGGAUCUGCCGCGGACGGUGCCGCACCAGCGGUGGGACCUGGAGCAGUACUACAGCCCCGAGUUGCGCGGCGACCUCACCAUGUACACGCGCGCAGCCGCCUUCCUCGAAGGCCUCGACUUGUUUGAUGCGGGGCUCUUCAGGCUGUCGGCGGUGGAGGGGCAGGCGAUGGAUCCGCAGAACCGCAUCCUGCUGGAGCAGACGCAUCUCGCCCUCGCAGACGCGCACGCCAGCCUCGGGAGCCUCGCCGACACGCGCACCGGUGUCUACGUGGGCUGCAUGUACCAGGAGUUCACACAGCUGCAGUACAACCUGGGCUACAAGAUCAGCCCCGGCAUUGCCACUGGCAAUGGCAUCAGCUACCUCGUCGGCCGCCUGUCGUACACCUUUGGGCUGACUGGACCCUGCGUCAGCACUGACACUGCAUGCUCCUCAUCCCUUGUGGCCGCCCACCUCGCUCACAAGGGCUUGCUUGCUGGUGAGACGGUGGCGGGAGUCGCGGGGGGCGUGAACGCGAUGAUGCUACCGAUCACGACAUGCACUAUCUGCGGCCUGUCCGCGCUCUCGCCGGAGGCCCGCUGCAAGACAUUCGACUCCUCGGCCGACGGCUACGGCCGAGGCGAGGCCUUUGCCGUUGCAAUCCUGGCGCGGGCCUCAGAGGAGCACAGCCGUCGGUUUGCGGUGCUACUCGGUAGCGCAAUCAAUCAGGACGGCCGCUCAAGCAGCCUCACAGCGCCGAACGGCCCCUCGCAGACCUCCCUCAUUCGUGAGGUCAUCUCCGCUGCGGAGGUUUCUGCCGCGGCGGUGGCGUUUGUGGCGGUGCACGGCACAGGGACGCCCCUGGGCGACCCCAUUGAGGUCAGCGCGCUCGGCGCGGCGCUGGCCGGGGCGCGCGGCGAGCCGGCCCGGCCGGCUGCCAUGGGCAGCGUCAAGGCCUGCUACGGGCAUACGGAGGGCGCCGCCGGCGUGACAGGGAUUUUUAUGGCGGUGAAGGCGCUGGAGCAGAGGGCGCAUGCGGCCGUGCUCAAUUGCCGUAACCUCAACACCUACGUCUCAGCGGCUCUGUCUGACUGGGGCAAGCAGUGUGCGCUGGCAGCCAAGGUGCCCCGCCAGCUGUCACCGGCUGCUGCCGCUCAAACCGCCGCUGCCGGCACAAGCUCCUUUGGCAUGAGCGGGACCAAUGCGCACCUGCUGGUGUCUGUGCCUUUCACUCCCUCGGCAGCGCCUGCUGCCGCUGCAGUGUGGAACAGAGCCAGGUUGUGGCCUGCGCCGGUGCCAUACCAUGCUAUUACAGGGACGCGCCCAGCCCCGCGCGAGCGGAGGGUGGCCUUCAGUGCGGAUCUGCGCGCUCCGGCGCUGCAGCAUCUGUGGGACCACCGGGUGCAGGGGCAGGCGCUCGCUCCAGCCGCCAUGCUUCUGGAGAUGGCAACCUGCGCCGGCCGCCUGCUCACAGGCGACGGCGUGCACCAGUCAGGCACCCACGCACUAGUCAGCAGCACCAUCCCAGCGCCACUGCUGCUGUCACUGGCCGCUGCCGUGGGUGUGCAGUGCUCAGCCAGCCUCUCUGACGGCUCCCUAGAGCACAGCUCACUUGCUGCACUCCUGGCCAGCAGCUUGCCGGCAGCAAAGCAGCAGCAGCAGCACAUUGGAUCGAGCGCCACUCUGGCGGCCAACCCCGCGGUGCACGGGUCAGGCUACGUGGCACACCCAGCGCUGGUGGACGGCUGCCUCCACAUGGGCGCCAGGCUGGCAGACGCUCUGCAGCAGUCGCGGGCUGUGCCCCAGGCUUGGGUGCCUGUCGCCAUCGGAGCAUUCUGCCCCAUGCGCGAGCUUGCAACCGCCAACGGCGCCUGGGCCGGGGCCGAGAUCACCGGCAGGCUGCAGGACGGCUCUGCGCUGAGCAGCUACCGGCUUAGCGGCGGCUGCAGCGCGCCGGCUCUGCUCGACUUGGCCGACCUGCAGGCCAAGCCUGCGCGCAUGGCACCGGUGCAUCCGACCAAGACAGCGGCGGCUGAGCAUGAGCCGGGAAUGCUCUACAAGGUGCAGUGGCAAUGCAGCGAGCCGCUCGCAGGCAUGCAGUCCAGAGGCAAGCUGGGAAUCAAAAAGGCGCUGAGAAUAUCAGCUUCUCCAUCACGGCGCAUCAGUGCCGCCGGCAGCGUGGCCGCGUCAUGCCUGCGUGACGUGACUAACAUCCAGCGCGCGAUGACUCAGCCGCCGGCCGUUGCCUUUGACCUGGGCACCCGGGGAGUGCAGAGCCAGGAGAUCGCCGGAUCAGGGACAAGAAAUUUGAACAUCCUUGCAGAGGGAGCUGCCGCAUGGGGCUUGGUCCGAGUUGCUGCCAGCGAGCGCCCAGACAUCAAAUGGGCCGCCAGAGAUCUUGCUGCCUCAGCAACGAUUGGGCAGCAGGGCCGAGAGGGCGGGGACGCCUUCGGCACCAUCCUGGAUGCCGGCCUCGCAGCCACUCCCAGGAUAUUGGCCGAGGAGGAAGACACCUCUCUAGUGGCGCCUGUCUUGGCAGUUACUGGGCGCAUCGUGAUCACUGGUGGCCUUGGAGGCGUGGGUUCGCUGGUGGGUGCGUGGCUGGCGGGCCAGUCUCGCGGGGAGCUGUGCCUGGUCGGCCGCACAGGACGCACAGCAAUAUCCAAUGCCGCCUUCCUACCGCUGUCAGCGCUGGCAGACACAGCCUGCCUCACGCUGACGCGCGCUGAUGUCAGCUCCGCAGAGGAGACUGCCAGCUGUUUGCGCGGUGGCGUGCUCCAAGACGACCCAAUUGCAAAGCUGGCGCCUCAUAGCGUGCGGGCAGUCUUUGCACCCAAGGUGGACGCAGCUCUGAACCUGCAGCGCUCUUCCUGGGCAACCCCGCUGGCAGCACUGAAUGCCUUCUCCUCCGUUGCCUCCUUCAUUGGUUCUGCCGGCCAGGGCAACUACGCCGCUGCCAACUCCGUGCUGGAUGCGUGGGCCGGCAGCCUGCAGGCUGCUGGUGUCUCAGCCAGCAGCGUGCAGUGGGGCGCGUGGGCGUCGGUGGGCAUGGCGGCCAAGAGCCCGGCCGUGCUUGCGCGUAUACGCCGCUCCGGCAUGGGCGCCAUCGAGCCGGCCGCCGGCCUUGCCGCGCUGCACGCGAUACUCUCAAAGACGUCCACCUCAGCAGCUGUCAUCGCGAACCCCUUUCAGUGGAGCCGGCUGCUCGAGAAGGCCAGCCCGCUGCCGCCUGUGUUUGCCGAGCAUGCACCGGAGGCGGUUAGAGCGGCAGCAGCAGCGCCUGCCAAGAGGCAGCAGAGGGUGGCCGCCACGGUGGUUGUGCAGACCAGGGAUGCGCUGCUCGGCGAGAUCCAGAGCAUGGUGCACGGCAUGCUGGGCCCAGAGAUUCAACAGGACCAGCCUCUGAUGGAGGCUGGGCUGGACUCUCUGGGAGCCGUGGAUCUGCGCAAUGCACUCAAUGAGCGCUUUGGAGCGGAGCUGUCGGCCACCUUCAUGUUUGACUACCCCACCAUGGCCGCCAUGGCCGCCUACAUCCACUCAGUACUCGUGGAGCGGACAAGCGCUGAGCUGGACCAGGCGGCCGGUCCUGCCACAAAGGGCAGGCGCAGGAUGGCCGCUGUAGACAGCGCGGAUGUCUUUGCGGCUGUCAAUGCUGUGCUCGAGGGCAUUGCUGGAGUUGUGGGCCCCGAUCAGCCGCUGAUGGAGGCCGGGCUGGACUCGUUGGGUGCUGUGGAGCUGCGCAACGCACUGACUGAGCGCUUCAGCGUUGACCUGCCAGCCACAGUCACCUUUGACUACCCAACGCCGUCUGCGCUAGCCGGCUAUCUCACAGCGGCCCUGGCAGCCAGGGCCGAUUACGAUGACAUCAGCACUGACUCAGCCGCCGGCCAGCUGGCGCUGAUCAGCCCCCGGUCCUCCUUCUACUCGGCGCACUCGGAGGCCGCGCUCGCCGCCACAAAUACACAAUCCGCCUCGCUGAUUACAGGCGUCUCCUGCCGCUACCCUUCUCCGGCGCAGCACGGCGCUGACGGCUUCUCGCGCGCGAUGGAAUCCUGCGCGGAUCUGCCGACAGUGGUUCCUGCCGAGCGCUGGGACAUGGAUGCGCUCUACAGCCCGGAGGUUGCACCCGGGAAAAUGUACGCGCGGUUCGUAGCGACGGUGUCCGGGGUCGGGGAUUUUGACGGCGGCAUUUUCCGGAUAUCGCGCUCGGAGGCCCUCGCUACAGACCCCCAGGGCAGGAUUCUGCUGGAGGAGGUGUUUAGCGCGCUGCAGCACAGCGGGCCGGCCGGCGCGGCCGGCGCGGCCGGCACGGAGAUGGGCUUCUACGUGGGCUGCAUGUACCAGGAGUACACAGACGUGCUUGCCAAGUCCGGCGGCACGCUGUCGUCAUCCACCGCCACCGGCAACUCCCUCAGCUUCAUGGCUGGCAGGGUGUCAUACACGUUCGGGCUGACUGGACCCUGCGUCAGCACUGACACGGCCUGCUCGUCAUCCCUGGUGGCAGGCCACCUGGCGCAUAAGGGCCUGCUCAACCGCGAGGCCAGCAUGGCGGUCGCUGCCGGAGUCAACACCAUGCUGUCAUCACUGACAACUGUCGCGAUCUGCCAGCUGCAGGCGCUCUCUCCCGCCGGCCGCUGCCGCUCAUUCGAUGCAUCGGCAGACGGCUACGGCCGCGGAGAGGGCUUUGUGGUCUUUGUAAUGGCGCCAGAGCGCGACGCGCACACGGCGUUGCAGCCGAUUGCGGUGUUGCAAGGCAGCGCAGUGAACCAGGACGGCCGCUCCAGCAGCCUGACCGCCCCCAACGGGCCCUCCCAGAGCAAGCUCGUGGCAAAUGCGCUCGCCGCUGGCACUCCACUGGGAGACCCCAUCGAGGUGGGAGCGUUGGGUCAGGCGCUCUCUGCGCGCCGGGAUAGUCCGCUGGCAGGUGUCAGAGCCCCUGUCGCCAUCGCAUCUGUCAAGGCGUGCUUUGGCCACACCGAGGGCGCAGCCGGCCUGACAGGCGCUCUGCUGGCGGCGCAGAGCCUCAACAGAGUCUGCGCCCCGGCCGUCAUGCACCUUCGCACUCCCAACGCUUAUGUUGAGGCCGCGCUCGGGGAUUGGCGCAAGCAGCACCGCAUCUCCGCGCAGGUACCGCGCCAGCUGUCACCGGGGCAGGCGGGAGCGCUCGGCCAAGACGGAUGCGCGGCUGUGGCCGGGACCAGCUCUUUUGGCAUGAGCGGCAUCAACGCCCAUAUGCUGCUGUCAGCUGACCGUCAGACUGCCCAGGUGGCCGCACCCAUCCAGUGGCAGAGGUCGAGAGUCUGGCCGCUGCCGCAGCCCUUCCACCUCAUCAGCGCCGCAAGAGCCACCGGCACCAACACAGCAAUCUUCGCCCUCAGCUUCAGCGCCCCAGCUCUGGCAUUCCUGAGGGACUGCCAGGCCGGCACAGGCUUGACUACCGCCUGCGUGCUGCCGGCCACAGCGCUGUUUGAGAUCGCCGCCGCAUCCGUUCACAUGCUCCUGGAUGGCCAGCCAGCGCAGCCCAUCCAGCUGGCUGACUGUGCAGUCCAGUCAGCGCUAACGCUGCCUAAUCUGGCUGGCAGCACACAGGCCCCUCACCUCUGCACAGUGGAUGCAGCGACCGGUGCAGCGCGCAUCAGCAGUGGCGGGGCCAGCUUUUUCACAGCACAGGCCGCCAAGUGUGCUGUAGGACUGGCAACCAAUAAAGCCAGUGAGAGCUCAACAGGGGUGAUCAGAAGGCUGCUGCAGCAUGUGCCGACAGCUCAGCGCUUGUCAGCAGCGAAUGCAGUCGCAACAGUCUGCCACCCGCCUCUGCAGCCCACCUGUGGCUACCUGACUCACCCGGCAGCUACAGAGGCUGCCACACUGCUGCAGGCUGCUGUGGGCUCUGCCAGAGCCCCCCUCACAGCAGCGGUCUCCUGCCAGGCUUAUGUGGCAUCGUGCGCGCCCCAGCUGCCGCACGGUUUCAGCGUGUCUGCUGCCGUGGAUGGAGUGUUCCCUGCCAGCAAGCGGCUCAGCGCAGUAGACAUCUCCUGCCGCCAAGCAGAGGCGGCCACGCCGGCAGCGGCCUUCUCAGGGCUUGUCAUGGCUUCUAGGAAGCUGCAGGGCAGCAGUCGGGCAGCCGAUAGCCCAGCCAUGCGCCUGAUGUGGCAGCCAAUCGCGUCCGAGCCAGCAGUGCCAAUCCAACCGCUGCCGCAGAAGUGGCUCAUUCUCAGCAGCCAGCCAUGCGUGCUUCAGGACUUGUGCAGGGACGCAGAAGGAUCUGUUGUGGCACUGAAUAUUGUCUACAGCAAGGAAUCUGACAAGGAAGCUGCCAAGGGCACAGCUGACAUAGUGGUCACCUGCUAUGUGGAUCUGCAGCUGCUUAUGGCAAAGGCGCAGUCGGACCACUGCUUCCUGGUGCAGCAGCGGCCUGAUCAGGACGCGGGUGCUGAGGUGGCGGCUGAGUCACUGGCUGCGUCAGCUUCCAUGCUGUGGGCCUUCCGCACGUUCAGAAGGGCGCAGCCGCGCACCAAGCUCAGCCUUGUCACCUGGGGCACCCAGACUGUUGGCCCCUAUGAAGCCCACGCAAAGCCAGAAAGCCUGAUGGCCCUCGGCCUGGCCAGAACGCUCUUCAUGGAGGACAGGGCGCUGUUUGGCACCACCAUUGACCUUCAAAGUGGCGGCUGCCUGCCGAGCGCUGUGCAGCUGGGCCACAUGGCAUGCAGCAGCGGCGAGUUUGCGGUCUCUUUCAGGAGCGGCAGAGCAUUUGGGCUGCGUAUGGUGCCCAGCGCUGGCAUGAUGCCCCGGCCGCUGCCGAUGGAUGGAGCGUUCACCAGCAUCGUGUCUGGAGGCACCAAGGGCUUGGGCCUGGAGUAUGCUCGCCAGCUGGUGGCGGCGGGCUGCCGGUGCCUGGUGCUCACCUCCCGCUCUGGCACACUUCCACUCGAUGUGCUGCAGGAAUUCGCAUCGGCCGGCGUCACAGUCUUCACCGUCAGCGCCGACUCGGGCGACGCCAAGGAGUCCGCAGCCGCUCUGCGCUGGGCCCACGAGCACCUGCCGGCCGUGCAGCACUACGCGCAUGCAGCUGGGGUGUCCGGCUUUGCCAUGCUCGACAGCAUGAACGAAGCAGACUUCUGGGACGUCGCGAAACCAAAGGUGAUUGGUGCGGGGACAGCCAGCGCCAUGCAGCUGCCAGUGCAGUCACAGGUGCUCUUCUCAUCAACAUCCUCAGUCUGGAGCCAGUCCGGCGCUGGGCACUACGCGGCCGCAAACGCAUUCCUGGACGGCCUGGCCACACAGCGGCAGCAUGCCGGCCUGCCUGCAACCGCGGUGCAGUUUGGCCCCUUUGCCGAGACGGGCAUGGCCUCGGAACACGUGUGGGAGGCUGGGGUGGCGGCCGGAUCGGUCCCCCAGAUGGUGUAUGCGCGCAUCGACAUCCCACGCUUCACCAGCAUCUACUCUGCUAAGGGCCCCUGGGCGCUGCUGCGCUCACUCUCAGCCGUCGAUGCGCGGGCGGAUGGGCAGUUUGCGGCGGGCAGCUUUGACUCACUGUCGGCGGUGGAGCUGUCCAACGGCGUUGCCACGGCGCUCAACCUGCAGCUGCCGGGCACGCUCGUCUUCGACUACCCCUCAGUCAGCGCCAUGGCUGCCCAUGUGCACUCCCUCAUGGCCCCCGCCGGCGCCCUGGUGCCGGCACAUGUAACCGCGACCUCCCUGGUCACCUCACCCCUGGACGCCCACCCCUCGCAGCUGCUGGCCAAGGUGUCCAUUGCAACACGGCUGCCAGUGGGCAAUCAGGCAGCGGCAGCGCACUAUGGCACCGGCUGCGACGCCAUUACUCAUGUUUCGCAUGCGCGCUGGGACUUGGAGGCGCCGCGCAACGGCAAGAGCCAGCUGCGCGCCAGAUUUGGCGGCUUUCUGGCGGGCGUGGACCAAUUUGACGCCGCCCAAUUCGGCAUCACCAUCCCUGAAGCCGAGCUCAUGGACCCGCAGCAACGCCUCCUCCUGGAGGUGUCAUGGGAGCUGAUGCAGUCCGAGGUAACUCUGACUUCCAGCAGCGGCAAUGGUGCAGCGCCGGAGGUGGGCGUGUAUGUGGGCAUCCAGCAGAUGGAAUACGGGGGCAUGGCGGCCCCCUACCUCUCCAAGAUCGGCCCCUUCUCGGCCACGGGCGGCCCCUUCAGCGUCGCCGCCGGCCGCAUGUCCUUCAUCUACGGCCUCAAAGGGCCCGCGGUGAGCAUGGACACGGCGUGCUCAUCGGCGCUGGUGGGCGCGCAUCUGGGCAUGCAGCACCUGCGCACCCACCGCGGCUCCGUGCUGGCGGCGGGAGUCAACCUCAUGGUGGCCGAGACCACCACGGCGGCCGCGCAGGUGGCCGGCAUGCUCACGCUCGACGGCCGCUGCAAGACGCUCGACGCCGCCGCCGACGGCUACGUCAGGCGCGCACAUGCCCCCCAUGGGCGAGGCAUGCAUUGUGAUGCACCUUGCGGCGGCGUCUGUGGACGGGGAACCUAUGUGAACCAGGACGGCCGCUCCAGCAGCCUGACUGCCCCCAACGGCCCCUCCCAGCAGAGUGUUAUCCGUGGCGCCAUCAGCGCAGCUCACAUGUCUCCUGAGGCAAUUGGAACUCUGGAGAUGCAUGGCACAGGAACGCCCCUGGGCGACCCCAUCGAAGUUGGAGCUGCCUCAGCAGUGCUGCAAGGCGGGUCAGCCUCGGUGCGCAUGACGGCCACAAAGUCUCGGUUAGGGCAUGCGGAGCCGGCGGCCGGCGCUGUGGGCGUCUCAAACCUCAUCACCAUGCUCGGGCAGGCCACCACCCACGCUAUCAGCAGCCUGCGCCAGGUAAACCCGCAUGUCAGCAGGAUCCUGCAGACACAGGAGCAGCUGGGCGAGCGGCCGCGCUUCAUCCCCCGCCAGCACGGCCCAGGCGUGCAGCCCGGCAGGGGCAGCGCCGAAUACUCUGCCGCGGCCGGUGUGAGCGCUUUUGCCUUCCAGGGCACCAACGCCCACGCUGUGCUGAGCCGCUCAUCAGGCGCUCUGGCAACCCCUGUGACCAGGAGGCCGCUCUGGCAGCGCCGUCGGCUGUGGUACUCUCCAGUGGAGCCGCACAUGCUACUGGCGCGCUGCAUAGCAACACCAGUAGAGGCGCGCAUGGAGGCAACGUUGUCUCACACGGCGCUCUGCUAUCUGUGGGAUCACCGUGUAGCGGGCCGCGCGCUCUUCCCGGCAGCAGCCAUGCUGGAAGCGGCUGCAGCUGCCACCGCUGCGAUGCUUUCGGCCGCGCCCGGCGCUCUGUUGGGGCUGGCUGCUCUGACAGAUGCCAGCAUCCCCGCUCCCCUCGUGCUGCCCAGUGCAAUGGAGCAGACCAGGACAGCUGUUUGCUUGGGAGUCACAGUGCUCGCCAGAUCUGGCACUCUCGAGGUCGCGUCAGCUUCCGGAGGCCGCCAGGUUCAUCUCAAAGCCGCAGCCACCUGCAUGCUAGUGUCAGAUGCAGCAGCUGUGCUUGCUCCCUCUCAGCAAGUCCUUUCUGCCAUUAUCAGCGGAGCUCUCAGCGGAGUGCACAAGAGGCAUAGCACUGCUGCAGUGGCAGUUGCCAGCAUGGCGCAGAACGUGCGCCAGCCGGGCGGGCAGUACCUAAUCCACCCGGCCGUCAUUGACAAUUGCACCCAGGCCGGAGCGGCGCACGCAUUGCCGGGAGACGCGCCGGCCGUCACGCGGGUGCCGGCCGGCCUGCGCGCCUGCGCCAUUCGCGGGCGGCUGGCGUCCGCGCAAACCUUCGCGUCCGCCGCGGUCAUGGGUCUGUUGGCGGACGGCACAGCCGUCAGCGACUACUGUCUGGUCCCUGCGGCUGAGGGCAGCUCGGCCAUGGCGAUCUCUGGGAUGCUAUUCAAGCCGGUCUCGCGCGGCAAGGGCGAGGCGCCUCCUGUGCCGGCGCCAGCAAUCAGCAAAGUUUCAGCGCAGGAUGCAAUGUACGAGUUGUGCUGGGCUGUCACAGCGCCGGGGGCUGCGCCACCUUUACUGCCAGCUCAGCACCGGCCGGUGCUGACCUGGACAGCCAUGUCAGCCGGCGGCGUAAAGACAGCAACUGCCAGGCUUGCUAUAGGCGAGAGCAGCUCUGCGCUGGCCGGCAGCCUGCGCUUCAUCCAAGCAAAUGCAGCUGCUGCAUCUGCAAAGGCAGCCAGCGUGCAGCUGCACACCUCAGCUCCGCAGCUGGAUGUCCUGCGCAGCUGCGCCGGUGUCUCCCAGCAAUGGAGCAGGGCGGCUGAGACUGAAGCCGGUGCCAGCGGGCUGCUGCGCGUGGCUGCACAGGAGAUUUCCGGCACAUCCUGGCAGCACUACGCAGGCAGCUCUGCCGCUUCAGACGCGCACGUGCAGCCAGCGGAUGCAUUCGGCGUGUGCAGCAGCCGCAAUCUCAGCCUGGCCCCGCGCCUCCAGCCCUCACAAGCAGCUGGCUCAGCACAUGGACUCCUGGGCCAUCAAAUCCAACUUAUCGGUGAAUCGAUCAUUGUGACAGGCGGUCUUGGGGACAUCGGAUCUCUCUCUGGAACAUGGGCAGCAGAGGCUUCACAGGGAGCUCACAUCUUCCUCAUCGGCAGAUCGGGGCGAGCCGCUCAGAUGUUGCCGCAAGCUCUGCUGUCUGGUACAGCGGCUGUGCAUGUUGUUCGCUGCGAUGCAGCGCAAUCCUGUGAGGUGGAUGCACUCUUGCAGGCUGUGCGCUGUGGUGGGCCGCCGCUGCGCUCUGUCAUGCAUGCCGGCGGUGUGCUGCAAGACGCUAUGCUGCCAAAGCAGAGCGCCCAAGGCAUGCGCGCCGCGGCAGCUCCCAAGCUUGUGGCGGCCCAGAGGCUGGCGCAUGCGUCCAGCGGCGAGCCCGUCCAAGCAUGCACCCUGUACUCCUCGCUCUCGGCGCUGCUCGGCACGGCUGGGCAGGCAAACUACGCAGCAGCAAACGCCCAGCUCAACACGUGGGCAGAGCUGCAGCAGUGCUCGGGCAUUGCCGCAAGCAGCAUCAUGUGGGGCCCAUGGGCGACCGGCAUGGCCGCCAACGAUGCGCGCUUGAACGCUCGCUUCUCUAAGGCAGGACUCACAACCAUCACGCCAGGCCUAGGCCUGCGUCUGCUCUCGGCUGCGAUGGCGUCUGGGCUCAGCCAGCUUGUGGCAGCACCCGUCAUGUGGGACAGGCUGCUCAAGUCUGGCGCACCGCCCAUCUUUGAGGCGUUCGCUCCUGCAGCCUUGCCGCCGCCAGCACCAAUCGAGGUGACCUCCAGAGCGCCUCAAGGGGGAUCCGAAGCCUCCAUGCAAGCAAGGGCCCUCCAGGAGGUCAAAGAAGCCGUUGCUGCCAUGUUGGGCACCAGCAUUCCUGACGACCAGCCGCUACUGGAGGCUGGUGUGGACUCCCUUGGAGCUGUGGAGCUGCGCAACAAACUGGAAACCAACUUGGCCACCGAGCUGCCAGCCACUGUCACCUUUGACUACCCCACCACAUCCGCACUGGCGUCAUUCCUGGCAACACGCAUGUCUCCUGCGCAGCCAAACCAGGCUGCAGAUGCGCCAACAAGCGCACACGCGAGGUCCCAAGAUUCUGUGGAGCGGGAUAUUCAGGAAAUCCUUCGUGCCAUGCUGGGCGCUGACAUCCAGCCCGAUCAGCUGCUGAUGGAGGCCGGAGUCGACUCCCUGGCAGCAGUGGAACUCAGCAACAGUGUCAGCGCACACUUUGGUCUUGACGUCCCUGCCACCCUCACCUUCGACUACCCCACCAUCUCGGCCAUGGCCGCCUUCUUGGCGCCCCAGACCGGCCAUGCGCAGCGCGGCGUUGCCUCCGUGGACCUGCACAGCAGCAUGUUGGUCGCCAGUGACAAUCGCGGCGCCGGCCGCCAUGUUGCAGACAUGUCUUCCAUUGUCGGCGUGGUCUGCAGAUACCCUGGAGGGGAUGGGUCAACAUCGGGGGCUGCAGGGUUCUGGGGCACGAUGAUGGGCGAGGGAGAUGUGCAGCGCGUGGUGCCGGCCGCGCGCUGGGACAUGGAUGCCGUCUACAGCCCAGACAUCCUCCCCGGCAAAAUGUCCAUCAAUGUCAGGUUUGGGGGCUUCUGCGCGGAUGUCGACAGGUUUGAUGCUGCGCUUUUCCGCAUGUCACCUGCGGAGGCGGCGGCCACGGACCCGCAGCAGCGAAUUUUGCUGGAGGAGACGGCCUCGGCGCUGCACCACGCGUGCGCCACCCUGGACGCUGACGUCAGCUCAUUCACAGGCGUCUACAUCGGCUGCAUGUACCACGAGUACAUAGACGUCCAGGUGGCGGCUGGCGCGAAGCUACCGCCCCAGGCGUUCAUUGGCAACGGGCCGCCCUACAUGGUCGGCCGCCUGUCCUAUGCAUUCGGGCUGACUGGACCCUGCGUCAGCACCGACACCGCUUGCUCAUCGUCUCUGGUGGCCGCCCAUUUGGCGCACCGGGCUCUGCUCAACGGCGAGUCGGCUGCGGCCGUGGCAGGCGGCAUCAACAUAAUGCUGCUUGGUGGGACCACAGCCGGCAUCUGCCAGCUCCAGGCGUUGUCGACUGUGGGACGCUGCAGAUCCUUUGAUGCAUCUGGAGAUGGCUAUGGCCGCGGCGAAGGCUUUGCUGUGGCGGUGCUCUGCCCCACAGACUCCGCAGCUCCCUACACUCCGAUGGGUGUCCUGUGCGGAUCAGCUGUGAACCAGGACGGCCGCUCGAGUGGGCUGACAGCGCCCAACGGGCCCUCACAGAGCGCACUCAUCCGCACAGCGCUGGCUUCUGGCAGUGUCGAUCCCAUGCGCGUCCACACAGUGUCGGUGCACGGCACGGGAACGCCUCUGGGCGACCCCAUUGAAGUUGGCGCGCUCGGCCAGGGCGUGUCCGGUCCCCUGGCGCGGCCGCUGACCAUGCUGUCCAACAAAUCCUGCUUUGGGCAUACCGAGGGCGCUGCAGGUCUCACCGGCCUGCUAUUAGCAGCCAUGACUCUGCACAGCGGCGCCUCGGCGCCAGUCAAGCACCUGCGCACGAUCAACCCCUACGUGGCUGCGGCUCUGUCGGACUGGCGCCGUCACUGCGGCCUGCGCGCCUGCGUGCCCCUCCAGCCCGGCCCGGCCGUCGCCGCAGCAAGCGCGGAAGAGGGCUCGGCGGUAGCCGGCACGAGUUCCUUUGGCAUGAGCGGCGUCAAUGCUCACGCGCUUGUGGCCCCAGGGGCCUUUGCACAGCCGGCUUUAAUUGCUUCUGAUAAGGACUUGGUAUUCAGCCGCAGCAGCCACUGGUGUUCACCGCCCGUGCAUCCCUUGCUGCGGGGGGUUGUACAUGGCCAUUCAGCCAGAUCGUUGGUGCUGCAGUGCAACCUGCAGGCAGCUGUGCUUUCCUAUUUGCAUGAUCACCAGGUGUUUGGGCAGGCCCUAAUACCAGGUGCCGCCAUGCUGGAAGCUGCGCUGUCAGCUGCGCACCUGCUGGCACAUGGCUCAAGCCUUGGCGAUCUGUCUCCAGCGCUCCUGGGUGUCAGCAUUCCAGCGCCCCUGAUGCUGUCUGCAUCCAAGCCAGCCACGAUGGAAUGCGUGCUCUCACUGUCGGCCAGCGCAGCAUCGGUCUCAGUGCACAGCAAUCACAAACCUGGCCAGGCGUCUGCUGCGCACCUUCAAGGCCUCCUAGCCGGUCUGUUAGGACCCAGCCAGGCAGGACAAGACUUGAGCAGAAGCGUCCUGCGCAAAAUACUGGUCAGCACAGCAGCAGCACAAGGUGCAAGCCAGAGUCCAAGCCCGCAGCAGGCAGCAGCAGCGCAUGGUGAGCUCGCCCAGAAGAGAAGCAAUGACAGCUACAAUGUGCACCCCGCCACCCUGGACGCCUCCCUCCACCUUGGCGCCCUGCUGGCAGCCACAGACACUAUCAAGUCUAGCGAGCAGCCCACAGCCGGCACAGUGACAGUGCGGGUGCCGUCCGCGCUUGCAGCCUUCUGGACUCCCGGCGGCGUCGGACAGGUCCAGUCAUGGGCGACGGCAGGGGACGUCUCACUGCAGCCGGAUGACUCAGCGCUGAGCAGCUACUGGCUGGCUUUCCCCGGCGGCCGCGCCGGCGGCGCAAGCAUGCAGCAGCUGCUAGCCAAGCCGAUGACUGGCGCGCCCAGAGCAGCACCCAAGACCGUUGCGCGGGAGCGGACUGAGAUGCUGUACACGCUGCACUGGAAGGCGGCAGAAGCCACUCCUGCCGGGGCCGCCCCCUUUCCUCUGGCACGCCACCGCAGACACGUCCUCUCCUGGCGCACCAUUGGAAGGCCCGCAGCAAACAUGUCAGCGGAUUCUCUCCUGCUGGGAAGUGAGAGUGGCAGCGGUGUUGGAGGAAUGAAUUCUGCCGGCCUAGCACGCAUACAACAGGUGCUGGCUGGGCGCACUGGUGAGGCAGCAGGGCUGCAGCUCAGCACUCUGGGUGUCAUCAGCGCUGGGCCUGGAAAGCCGGGCCGCCUCAGCAGCGCCACUGCGGCUGCGGGAGCCUCCGGCCUGCUCAGAACGGCGGCACAGGAGUACCCUGCCAUGAUGUGGCAGGCACAUGCCAGCGACGCACUCGCCAGCAGGCAGUCUGCAGCUGCUGCGGGCACAGAUGCCUUUGGCGUACGCUUGACAGAUGGCGUCACCUUCCUGCCGCAAAUGCUGCCUUCUGAGCCUCGCACCGCAGCAAAUGACUCCGCACCAGUCAUGGGUCAUUCUGGCAGCGUAGUCAUAUCCGGCGGCCUGGGAGACAUUGGCGCGAUGCUGGGGGUGUGGGCAGGCCAGGAUCCCGGGCUGCAUGUGCACCUUCUGGGCCGCAGCGGCCACGUGCAGCCGGCGCUGACAGCAAAAAUUGCCGCCAUGCCCCUCGUGACCAUCUCUCGCUGCGAUGUGGGAAUGCGCGAGGAAACACGCUCGCUCGAUGUGCAGGGACCCCUGCGCCAGAUCUGGCACGCCGGGGGAAUUUUGCAGGACGGCACCCUGCCGAAACAGACGGCGGCCAUGAUGCGCGCUGCAGCCGCCCCGAAGCUUCCCGGGGUGUUGAACCUGAUGGCCACGGUGCAAGGCUCGCCGCUGGAGAACGUGGCGCUGUUCUCAUCAACGGCUGCGCUGCUGGGUCCGGCCGGCCAAGGCAAUUAUGCGGCCGCCAACGCUCAGCUCAAUGCAUGGGCACAGCACGCACAAGCCACAGGGGUGGAGAGCGUGAGUGUCAUGUGGGGUGCGUGGGCGACGGGCAUGGCUGCGGCGGAUGCAGCCAUCCUGCAGCGCUUUGAGCGGCUGGGCAUGGGAUCCAUCAAGCCAGCAGCGGGCCUUGCGGCCCUCUCAGCAGCCCUGUCAGCGCCCAUGCCAGAUGCUCAGGCAAGUGGCAACAUCUCACAAAUUCUGGGGGAACCACGAGUUGUUGCCAACCCCUUCAUCUGGAACCGCUUGAACAGGCCAGGGCAGCCAGUGCCAUUCUUGUUUGAUGAGUUCAAACCUGCAGAGCAAAAAGCAGUGGCAGAGAUGCAGCCGGUGGCAUCAGCAGCCAAGCUGCAGGCAACCACAGGCCCAGCCAUCUCCCCAGCAGAUGCUCUGCGUGACCUGAUGGACAUUGUAAAGGGCAUGCUGGGACCGCAGGCAAUGCCAGACCAGCCUCUGAUGGAGGCUGGGUUGGACUCUUUGGGAGCAGUGGAGCUGCGCAACAGCAUCCAGUCCCGCUUCGGCCUGGAGCUGCCAGCAACUGUCACUUUUGACUACCCCACUGCUGCCAACCUGUCCACCUACAUUGCAAGCCAGAAGGCGCCGCCAUCUGCACCUGCAACAGGACCACAACCUGUGCGCGCUUUCAACAUCAGCCCAGCAGACAUUCAGGGCAUAGUGGAGGGUAUCCUGGGCGCAGCUGUGGCAGCAGACCAGCCCAUCAUGGAGGCCGGUCUGGACUCCUUGGGAGCUGUGGAGCUGCGCAACACCAUUGCCACAAAGUUUGGCAUUGAGGAUUUGCCAGCAACGCUCGUGUUCGACUAUCCAACUGCCAAUGCUCUGGCCGGCCACCUGGCCUCCGUGCAAGGGCCAGCCGCUGCCGCGUCAGAACUCGCAACGGUGCCCAAGAGCUUCCCAGAAUUGGUGCAGAGGCGGGACGCUGCGUGGCAGUCACGCGCAUCAGAGGUCAUCGGCAUUUCCUGCCGCUACCCCGGAGCUGGCACAGGAUUUAAUGGUUUCUGGGCGAAUGCGGCGGCUGGGGCGGAUCUGCCGAGGCCGGUCCCGGCGGAUCGCUGGGACAUCGAGCGAGCGUAUUCACCGGACGCCACGUCAUCCGCCAUGACGAUGUACGCGCGCUGCGCCGCAUUCUGCAACGGCGUUGCCCUCUUCGACUCGGCUGCCUUCCGGCUUCCGCGCAACGAAGCGGUGGCGCUCGACCCGCAACAGCGGCUGCUCAUGGAGGAGGUCGGCUCUGCGCUCGCGCAUGCGGCCAGCGCCACCAAGCAGCCAUACACGGAUGUCAUGGUGGCGGCUGCCGGGAAGCUGCCGCCCCAGGCAGUGGUGGGCUCCGGCCUCAGCUUCAUGGUGGGGCGCCUGUCGUACACCUUCGGCCUGACCGGCCCCUGCAUCAGCACCGACACCGCCUGCUCCUCUUCCCUCGUCUCCACCCACCUGGCACACAAGAGCCUGCUAUUGGAGGACAACGAUGCAGCAGUGGCGGCUGGGGUGAGUCUGAUGCUUCUGGCCGGCACCACAGCCGCCAUCUGCCAGCUGCAGGCGCUGUCGCCCGUUGGCCGCUGUCAGACGUUCGAUGCAGCCGCCGACGGCUACGGCCGCGGCGAGGGCUGCGCAGUGGCCGUCCUGCGCGACUUCUCAAGGGAUGCGUCAGACUCUGUGCAAGUGCUCAUCAGGGGCUCCGCUGUCAACCAGGACGGCCGGUCAAGCGGGCUGACGGCGCCCAACGGCCCCUCACAGAGUGCUCUGAUCAGGGCAGCCCUCAAGUCCAGCCGAGCAGCCCCCACAGAGGUGGGCCUGGUCAGCAUCCACGGCACAGGAACGCCCCUGGGCGACCCCAUCGAGGUCGGCGCGCUCGGCCAGGGAUUCGGCGCGGCCGGCGUCAGAGCGGACGGCCCCAUGGCCCUGCUCUCAAACAAAUCCUGCUAUGGUCACACUGAAGGAACUGCAGGUCUGACUGGCAUGCUGCUGGCGAGCGCGGCGCUGCGGGAAGGCAUGGCGGCCCCUGUGAUGCACCUGCGCAACGUCAACCCCCACGUGGCCGCCGCCCUCAAGGACUGGGGCCGCCACGGCGGCCAUGCAGCCGCUGUUCCCCGGCAACUCUCAGGUGCUCUGCAAGGGGGCUUCAACACGAGCCAGCUGGCAGGCACGAGCUCCUUUGGCAUGAGCGGAGUCAACGCGCACAUGCUGCUCGCCUCGCCAGCUGUCACCGGCCACCUGCCUGGCCAGCCAGGAGCAAGCUUGCCCUGGGAGCGAGCCCGCUUCUAUCCGCUGCCCAGGGCGCACCUUCUGGUGCAGGGCUUCCUUCGACCUGGCGCAGACUCUGCCACUGCCAGCUUCAGCUUCUUGCUGGGUCCCCAGACGGCGACCCUUGCGCAGAACCUGGUGUGUGGCCAGCAGCUCAUGCCGGCUUCCGCGCUGCUGGAAGCUGCUGCCGCCGCCAUGUGCACGCUGGACGAGCAGCUGGCAUGUGCCUCCAUGGCGCGAGUGGUGCUGCCUGAACAGGUGCCGCUGCCAGCUUUGCCAGCUUCUGCCGCCUUCACGUGCACCUUCACCACGGCAGCGGAGGUCACUGUGCGGGCGCACGGUGACCGCAAGAAGCCAAGUGGUGGCUUGCUCCUGCAAGCUCAGCCCUUUGCAGCUACACAGAAAUCCCAGGGCCCAGUCAAGCUUGCAGCGCCCACGUCGGCACUGGCAGACAUCACAUGCUUCGCUUUGAAUUCAGCAUCAGAGACCGCAGAGGACUCUGCGAAGGCAAGCAGCAUCGCUGUGGGAGACGCGCAUGGCGUGUCCUGCGACGGCUACCUCUGCAUGCCGGGAGUCAGCGCCUCAGCGCUUGACCUGCUCACAAACGGCAGCAGCGGCCCUCAGCAGAUGCUGGCGCCCACAGUGCUGCGCUCUGCAGACGCGUUUACUGUGACGGCUCUGUCAAUCAGGGACAGCAGGGCUUGGGUGGUUGCCAGGACAGGUCAGCGCGCCAGUGCAGGCGGUGCAGGUAUCACAGGAGGCUCGGGUGAGCUGUCGGCAUGCUUUGAGGCGGUCAGCUUCCAGGUAGCGAAGCGUGCAAAGCAGGAUGCCAUGGAGGCGGCUGCUGGACUUGUGUACGAGGUGGAGUGGCAGACUGCGUCUCCUGUCCAGCAUGGCAGCUUGACAUCAUCAGGUGUCAAGCCCACACAGCUGCAGCUUGGAGGCUUCACUGUGCGAAGCAGGAAGGCGCCUCUGCAGGGCACAUCACUGGCUGCAACAGCCGCCGAAGCAUCUGCAGCGCUGCUGCGUGGGACAGCGGGGCUGGGUUUGCUGACAGCGUCCUACAUGCUGUCAUCCGGGGCGGCUCCUCUGAUCCUGCUCGGGCGCUCCGGCCGGUGCGCGAACUCAGCCGACAUGCGCCUCCUGGCCGACGCCGGCAACGCCGCAUGCGUCACGCUGCUCCGCGCCGACGUCUGCGGCCGCUCUGAGGCCGGCGACGCCGUUGCCGCUUCGCGCAACAGCCCUGUGGAGGCGCGCCUGCUGAAGCAGACACCGGGCACGCUGCGGGCGGUAAUCGCGCCCAAGAUAGGCGCGAUGCAGAACAUCGGGGCGGCAGCCGCGGCGGCGGCCGUGUCGCAGGCACUGAUGUUCUCGUCGGUGUCCUCGCUGGCCGGCUUCUCGGGCCACGCCAAUUACUGCGCCGCCAACGCCGCUGUAGACGCGCUCGCCGGUCACGACGCCGCACGUGGCCUGCCCAGCCUGGCCGUCCAGUGGGGCGCCUGGGCCGCUGUCGGCAUGGCAGCGGACAAGCAUGCGGUGAGCGCAGCACAGGCUGAAUCGCUGGGGAUGCUGUCUCCGGCGGCUGGAGUUGCAGCAAUGGAGGGGCUUCUGCGCGGCGCCACGUUUGGCGUACGCGGCGCGGCCGCCCCCGGCUACUGGCGCCUGCUGUUGCAGGGUGUCAAGCAGAAGCCUGCCAUGUUCGCUGUUGUCUUGGACUCUGCAGAUGAGGAGGGUGACAAGGCAGAAGUGCCAGAGGCAAAGGCGAAGCAGGUAACCAAGAAGGGCAUGCCAUCCUUGGCAGAGCUGGAAGCCACCAUCCUCUCUCUGGUGCACGACCUGAUCGGUCCCGAUGUGACCCCUGACGCGCCCCUCUCCAGCCAAGGACUCGACUCCUUGGCUGCCAUGGAGCUCAGACAAAAGCUUCAGGAUCGCCUUGGCCUGGAGUUGACGGCGCUGAUCGAGGACCCCGGGAACGCCUCAGUGCGGCGCCUGGCUCAGGAAGCACGCAACAAGCUGGCGGCCGGAGAGGGCGGCAGCGGCGGCGCCGCAGCCGCGCAGGAGCGCUCGCUAUGGAUCUCGCCGACGCCUGUCUCGAUCAAGAUGCGGCUGUUCUGCCUGCCCUACGCCGGCGGCGUCUCUGAGAAUGUCUUUGCAAGGUGGGCAAUGAUGCUGCCACCCAGCGUCCAGGUGUGCCCUGUAGAGAUACCUGGAAGGGGCCGCAGAGAGGGAGAGCCCUCCAUCAACGAGAUCUCUGAGCUGGCCAACAUCCUCGCGCAUGCUCUACCCCUGCAGGACAAGCCGUACGCGCUAUUUGGCACCUGCCUUGGGGCAAUAACAGCGUAUGAGAUUGCGCGGGUGGUGGAGCGUGAGAAGCUGGCGCCCAUGCCCGUGGCGCUGUACGCGGCUGCCGUGUCGCCGCCGCACCUGUAUGCGUUUGCUGUCAUGAAGCUCUACAUGACUCGCCAGCUUGCGGCAGAUGAGCCGCCGCCCUUUGAGGAAGUCAUGGACAAGCUGCGCGGCUGGGACAAGCUGCCAAAGGAGACCCUCAUGCUGGUUUUUGAGAAGGGCAACUUUGCCGGCCUUGAGGAGAUGAAGAAGAGCGAGCGGCUGUUCAACAAGGUGGCGCCCAUGGGUGUCAACGACAUCAUGAUGGCCGUGCAGUACCGCCACACGCCGCUGCCGCCCCUGCCUCUUCCCAUCACCUCCUUUGAUGGCCUCGCAGAUGGCACCAUCGACCGCGGCAACAUGGAGCAGUGGGCUCAGUACACCAGCGGCAAAUUUAUUAAUGUGCCCAUCCAAGGAGAUCACUACUUUGUGUCCUCCCGCUACCGCGAGGUGACCAAGGUGAUCGCCACGGAUCUGUUGGACUUCAUGGACAAGGCCGGCGCUGGAGGCAUUCUCGGAGAGGGCCACUCCUGGGUGGGCCCCGCGCAACCAGCGCUGCCAGAUCCUCAGGAUGUCAUCGAGGAGAUAGGCGGCGAGACUGCAGGGCACACCGAUAUUGAUCCAGCAGAGCUGGAGGGAGAGAUUCGGGACAUGGUGUCCGGCUAUGUGGGCGCGGAUGUGGACGUCAGCAUGCCGCUGGCUGCCCAGGGUCUGGACUCCCUGGCCGCCAUGGAGCUCCGCCAGAAGCUGCAGGAUCGGCUGGGAGUGAUACUGACAGUCUUGAUUGAGGAUCCUGAGGGUGCCACCAUCGCGCGGCUGGUGGCCGAGGCCGUCUCCGCAACGGGCGGCGCGGAUGGCGCGGCGCGGUCGUCCGGAUCGCGGGGUUCCCUCUGGAUCUCCCCGUCGCCCGUGACUGUGAAGCUGCGGCUGUUUUGCCUGCCGUACGCUGGCGGCGUCUCUGAGAACGUCUUUGCAAGGUGGGCCAUGAUGAUGCCUCCCAGCAUUCAAGUAUGCCCCAUCGAGAUACCUGGCAGGGGUCGCAGAGAGGGAGAGCCCUCCAUCAACGAGAUCUCCGAGCUGGCCACAGCGCUGGCGCAUGCCCUGCCUCUGCAGGGCAAGCCGUACGCGCUGUUUGGAACAUGCCUGGGCGCGAUCACAGCCUAUGAGGUGGCACGUGUGGUGGAGCGAGAGAAGAACGCGCCAAUGCCAGUUGCCCUCUUUGCCGCAGCAGUGUCGCCGCCGCACCUGUAUGCGUUUGCUGUCAUGAAGCUCUACAUGACUCGCCAGCUGGCGGCGGAUGAGCCGCCGCCCUUUGAGGAAGUCAUGGACAAGCUGCGCGGCUGGGACAAGCUGCCAAAGGAGACCCUCAUGCUGGUUUUUGAGAAGGGCAACUUUGCCGGUCUGGAGGAGAUGAAGAAGAGCGAGCGGCUGUUCAACAAGGUGGCGCCCAUGGGUGUCAACGACAUCAUGAUGGCCGUGCAGUACCGCCACACACCGCUGCCGCCCCUGCCUCUUCCCAUCACCUCCUUUGACGGCCUCGCAGACGGCACCAUCGACCGCGGCAACAUGGAGCAGUGGGCCCAGUACACCAGCGGCCGCUUCACGAAUGUGCCCAUCCAGGGAGACCACUACUUUGUGUCCUCACGCUACCGCGAGGUACAUCAUCUUUGCGCAUUCCUCUUGUGCAAAUAA
Messenger RNA from Coccomyxa subellipsoidea C-169, 47394 nucleotides. RefSeq names its product ketoacyl-synt-domain-containing protein. The record is from RefSeq and is a predicted model, not a curated record. Bases 1 to 47394 code for a protein of 15797 amino acids. The transcript has 184 exons. Gene Ontology annotation, biological process: fatty acid biosynthetic process. NCBI's taxonomy places the organism in Eukaryota, Viridiplantae, Chlorophyta, Trebouxiophyceae, Coccomyxaceae. Gene Ontology annotation, molecular function: fatty acid synthase activity; oxidoreductase activity; phosphopantetheine binding.